Molecule: messenger RNA, 48177 nt
Organism: Coregonus sp. 'balchen'
Lineage: Eukaryota; Metazoa; Chordata; Actinopteri; Salmoniformes; Salmonidae
Source: the annotation of a GenBank genome assembly
AUGGCUGAUGGCCAGAGUGCCAUGCCUGUGCUCAGUGGUAAAUCGAAAUACUCAGACGCUCAGAGUAGUUUUAAUGGGAGAUUGUUUGGGCCGCUUAUUCGGGGUGUGAUCGUGAGGCAAUGGCUUUGGGCAGCAGCCACAGCCAUGUUGUUAAGGGCUUGGUAAGGGAAGUUGGUAUGUCCAUUGCGCACUCUAUUAAAAUCUCUGAUACCCUUACCUACUGUUUAGGUUUUAAGGUUUUAUAGAUAAGGCAGACGUAUUUGUGUUGAUAACAGAAUACACAUCUGCUUUAUUGAAGGACUAUUCUGGCUGCAGUAGGGUUGUGUACAUCUCAUUCCACUCAGGUUUGUAAGGCACUCUGCUGCUGCUCUGCAUAGCAAGGAAGCAAAGUCUAAAAUAGUUAUUAUAGGAUAGUUGGGUCAGAACAUCUAGGACAAAGCAGAUGGAAGAUAUUAUGUAUUUAUUUAUUUUAUUUAUUAUUAUUAUGCAAUUUGAUUAAUUUCAAGUGUCACAAUGUCCAUCGACAAAGUUGAUUUACGUCCCUUUUUAAGCAUUUGCUGUUUAGCAAUGCUACAUGCGGCAUCAGGCUCGGAUACCCAGGUUAUGAUAUGUAUGUACCUGGGCUGUGACCAUCGACUGAGGUGUCGACACAGCCCUCUCACCCGUCAUCGGAACUGACGGGGCUAAAGCCAUGGGAGGGGAGCUGUCAGUGUUACGCAUUGACCUGAUGCAGCGACACAGACUGAGAGCUGCAACCAGACACAGGUGUACAGACCGCACAGUACUAAGAUGGCAGCAUCGGUACAAAUCACAGCCAGAAUGUCUGGCAAUGUCCAGACGAUGUAGGCCAAAUAGUCUAGACUACUUAAGGAUAUAUUUUGGUGUGGGGAGCAUGGUUGCUCCUUCCAACCACAGAACAAACAACUGCUCUGUUUUGAGAGCUUAACAAAAGGCUGUUUAGUGUAUCCGUAUUGGUACGGUGAGAAUUAGCAUGGAGAUUAUGAGUUUGAAUAGUCAGCGAUUGAGACACUUCCGCUUUCUUAGUUAAUUGAAUAUACCUUUUAAAUUCAAGUCCUUUGAGGAGAAAGGUGAUAUCCGACACCAAGGAUAUCUCACACAAUGAUGUGGUGGUUUUGAGAGAUCAUAUUUUGUAGCUAUAUGAAAAUGCCCGGGACUACUUUUUCCCCAUGUAUACUGAACAAAAAUAUAACAACAAUUUCAAAGAUUUUGCUGAGUUACAGUUCAUAUAAGGAAAUUAGUCAUUUGAAAUAAAUUCAUUAGGCCCUAAUCUAUGGAUUUCACAUGACAGGGCAGGGGCGCAGCAAUGGGUGGGAGACAUUGCCCACCCACUUGGGAGACAUUGCCCACCCACUGGGGAGCAAGGCCCAGCCAAUCAGAAUUAGUUCUUCCCCCAGACAGAAAUACUCCUCAGUUUCAUCAGCUGUCUGGGUGGCUGGUCUCAGACGAUCCUGCAGGUGAAGAAGCCGUAUAUCGACGUCAUGGGCUGGCGUGGUUACACGUGGUCUGCGGUUGUGAGGCCGGUUGGACGUACUGCCAAAUUUUCGAAAACGGCGUUGGAGGCGGCUUAUGGUAGAGAUUAAUAUUAAAUUCUCUGGCAACAGCCCUGGUGGACAGUCAGCAUGCCAAUUUCACACUCUCAGAACAUGAGACAUCUGUGGCGUUGUGACACAACUGCACAUUUUAGAGUGGCCUUUUAUUGUCCCCAGCACCUGUGUAAUGAUCAUGCUGUUUAAUCAACUUCUUGAUAUGCCACACCUGUCAGGUGGAUGGAUUAUCUUGGCAAAGGAGAUAUGCUUACUGAAAGGGAACAAACUGCAGAAAUCUCUGAUGCUUAUCUCCCUCACUAAAUUUAAGCAUCAGUUGUCAGCAGCUUUACUGAUCACUGCACCUGUACACAGCCCAUCUUUAAUUAGCCCACCCAACUACCUCAUCCCCAUAUUGUUAUUUACAUUGUUAUUUAUUUUGCUCAUUUGCACCCCAGUAUCUCUAUUUGCACAUCAUCUUCUGCACAUCUAUCACUCCAGUGUUAAUACUAAAUUGUAAUUAUUUUGCACUAUGGCCUAUUUAUUGCUUUAUCUCCAUAACUUACUACAUUUGCACACACUGUAUAUAUAUUUUUUAUAUAUAUUGUGUGAUAGACUGUACGUUUUGUUUAUUCCAUAUGUAACUCUGCGUUGUUGUUUUUAUCACUCUGCUUUGCUUUAUCUUGGCCAGGUCGCAGUUGUAAAUGAGAACUUGUUCUCAACUGGCUUACCUGGUUAAAUAAAGGUGAAAUUAAAAAUAAAUAAAAUAAACAAAUGUGUGCACAAAAUUUGAGAGAAAUUAACUUUCUGUGCCUAUGGGACAUUUCUGGGGUCUUAUUUCAGCUCAUGAAACAUGGGACCAACACUUUACGUCUUGUGUUUUGUUCAGAAUACUAUGUCUUCCUCAAAGAGAAUAUGGCACUGAGACGUGCAUAGGGCAAUCCCUUUGACCUUCUCAUUACUGGUCAAAGCACAGGGCAUAAGGAUUCCCAUUGUUGUAUGACUAUUCCUGUUUUGGAUACUUCAUGAAUGUUUUCCAGUACGAUAAUAUAAUAUGUGCUUUACUUUCAGCUGUUGAAGAAUCCGAAAGUGAUAUCUACAUGCGCUUUAUGAAGUCGCACAAGUGCUAUGACAUUGUUCCUACCAGCUCCAAGCUCGUGGUUUUUGACACUACUCUGCAAGUAAGUGUUCCGUCUAUUGAACAUCUCCUACUGUAUAAAGACGUCUGACACAAGAAGUCACACAACGUUGUGCUGUAGUCCCCACUAACAUAAUGUUCCAUCUACACAAGUGGUCAAUAGGAAACGUAUGUGUCCGUUGUUUUAUCGACUGCAGUAACUUCAAACGCAAUUGUGUCAUGGCUUUAACCAUGAUACUAUGUCUCUGGUUACUAAUUGAUCUAAAUUCUGUUAUGGCCUUGGUUUGGAAAGUUGUACAAAUGUCUCUAUGCAGUUUUUAACUGCUGCACAAACAUGAGCUGGUUACUUUGUAUUUUAUUGUUAUUAUUUAUUUUUGUAUAUUAAAACAUGAGCUGGAGACUUACUACUAUAGCCAGAAUAGACUAUUAUGAUAUCCGCUCUUUAAAAGUCUCUGUUUCAGUUCCUCUCUCUUGAAGCUUGUCACACUUUAAAACCAAUUGUAAUCCCUCCCACUGUCCUGUCUUCACAAAAAAAUGCUUUUGUUUGACCUUGUGACUCGAUAGGCCUUUGCAAUUAAAAAGCUCAAUUUUUAUCCGGGGAAGAGUGUUAUCUCUGAUCCACCAUGUCUCUCAGGGGUCUCAACCCGCCAUGGUUAGGGACACGCAACACUUCAGUCUACACCAAAUAAACAUACAAAAAAUCAACACCCAACUACAACCAGUGAAAACAAGGAGCAGUUAGAAGUCUUUAAUAAUACAGCUGCAGUCCAGCAGUCACAACAAUACCGAAGAAUUAACAACACCUCAGUCAAAUAGCUUGAAACAGUUCUUUUUUAACCCUUUACACUCGUGGGAAUUGGCCUAUAUGGUUAGGGUUAAAUUGAAAUGUUUCUUACAGAAGAAAUAUGAAAAGCAUAUGCAUGGCAGCAAUUGAAAUCAAUCAAAUGUAUUUAUAAAGCCCUCUUUUCAUCAGCAGAUAUCACAAAGUGCUAUACAAAAACCCAGCCUAAAACCCCAAACAGCAAGCAAUGCAGAUGUAGAGGUUAUGGGAAAAUUAUUAGACCAAAGUUGAGGACACAACAGUUCAUCUGACACAAGACUGAAUCCAAACAUUACACUGGUGAUUUUUCACUGCAUUUGUUGAUUAACGAAAUCUGUAAAUUCUCUGGAAACAUUCAGUGACAUGAUAAGAAUAUUCCUGGAAGAUGUGGGGUAGGUGCAACAUAAGACAAAAAAAUGACAAGGGUUUGAGUGAGAGGUCUAACUGGUGUUUCCAAGUGGCCACACACCUCUCCAAAGUGUGUACAGUUCCGAAGUAAUUUCAAUUCUUCAACUAUAAGGUGCCUUGUUUUUUAAGCUCUCCUAGCUGUGCUGUUGAGGAAAUAGAGCACAACCCUGCAUCCCCGCCAUCACACAAUUACUGUUGUUGUUUACGCAAUCCAAAAAUGGCCCAUUUUAUAAAUCGCAAUCUGUGUCAGGUGGGCAUCAUUUGCAGUGUUUCCCCUAUAUUAAUUUACGGCGCGCCAAGCUAAAUCGUUGCUGUCACUCCAGAAAAUACAUUAUUUUAAAUUAAAACUUUUAAAAAAUAAUGUUCGGAUGGUAUAACUUUUAAAUGUCAACUUAAAAGUCUAAAACCAGAUAUAAAUGUAUGUAGAAAAUAUAAUGGAUCUAUAUACAGUACCAGUCAAAAGUUUGGACACACCUACUCAUUCCAGGGUUUUAAGUUAAUUUGACUAUUUUCUACAUUGUAGAAUAAUAGUGAAGACAUCAAAACUAUGAAAUAACACAUAUGGAAUCAUGUAGUAACUAAAGAAAAAGUGUUAAACAAAUCAAAAUAUAUUUUAUAUUUGAGAUUCUUCAAAGUAGCCACCCUUUGCUUUGAUGACAACUUCGCACUUUCUUGGCAUUCUCUCAACCAGCUUCAUGAAGUAGUAACAUGGAAUGCAUUUCAGCAGGAUAGAAUAGUAGCCUCUGGUAAGACAAGGGGUGGCGGUCUAUGUAUAUUUGUAAACAAAAGCUGGUGCACGAUAUCUAAGAAAGUCUCAAGGUUUUGAUCGCCUGAGGUAGAGUAUCUCACGAUAAGCUGUAGACCACACUAUCUACCAAGAGAGUUUAUCUAUAUUCUUUGUAGCUGUCUAUUUACCGCCACAAACCGAUGCUGGCACUAAGACCGCUAACAAUGAACUGUAUAUGGCCAUAAGCAAACAGGAAAACGCUUAUCCAGAGGCAGCACUCCUAGUGGCCGGGGACUUUAAUGCAGGGAAACUUCAAUCCGUUCUACCUCAUUUCUACCAGCAUGUUAAAUGUGCAACCAGAGUGAAAAAAACUCUACACCACCUUUACACAACACACAGAGAUGCGUACAAAGCUCACCCUCGCCCCCAUUUGGCAAAUCUGACCAUAAUUAUAUCCUCCUGCUUACAAGCAAAAACUAAAGCAGGAAGCACCAGUGACUCGGUCAAUAAAAAAGUGGGCAGAUGAAGCAGAUGCUAAGCUACAGGACUGUUUUGCUAGCACAGACUGGAAUAUUUUUCUACCACUGAUGAUAAAUAACCUAGCUAUGGCAGCUAUUAGUCUACUAUAGUGCAAGUAUGUUUGGUUGGUUGCUGUCUCGCCCUGCUCCCUGUGUGACUCGCCUGUUAGAGCGGCACCUCUCUCUCCAUCCUCUCACGCAUUAUCAGCUCCGGUUAAUAAAGUAGCUUAACAAAAUACUUUUCUGCUGCUUCCCUUACUCGGAUCGGACCGGGUCUGGAUUGGACCAGGUCUGUACAGAACGGGUCUAGUUGUCCUCGGGUCCGAUCCGAACAGGUCUCUAUAUUAAAAAAAUUAAUGUAUGCAUAUCGGGUCCGGGUUGGAAAGCCCCAGGUCCAUAUCGGAACGGGUCCAACUUUUUGGACCCGGGAAUACCUCUAUCCCCAGGAAAUAUUACUUCUUAUUUAGUGUAAAAUGUGGAUUCCAAACUGCUUUAAACACAAGGCCAGGUGCCCUUUACCUUAAAUAUAUUACAUUUACAUUUACGUCAUUUAGCAGACGCUCUUAUCCAGAGCGACUUACAAAUUGGUGCAUUCAAUUUAUGAUAGCCAGUGGGACAACGACUUUUUUUUAUGGGGUGGGUAGAAGGAUUACUUUUAUACUAUUUCAGGUAUUCCUUCAAGAGGUAGGGUUUCAAGUGUCUCCGGAAGGUGGUCAGUGACUCCGCUGUCGUGGGGGAGCUUGUUCCACCAUUGAUGAACGUAGUGCCCUCGUUGUGGUGGAUGAACGUAGUGCCCUCGUUUGGGUGUAGGGUUUGAUCAGAGCCUGAAGGUAAGGAGGUGCCGUUCCCCUCACAGCUCCGUAGGCAAGCACCAUGGUCUUGUAGUAGAUGCGAGCCUCAACUGGAAGCCAGUGGAGUGUGCGGAGGAGCGGGUGACAUGAGAGAACUUGGGAAGGUUGAACACCAGACGGGCUGCAGCGUUCUGGAUAAGUUGUAGGGGUUUAAUGGCACAGGCAGGGAGCCCAGCCAACAGCGAGUUGCAGUAAUGCAGGCGGGAGAUGACAAGUGCCUGGAUUAGGACCUGUGCCGCUUUCUGUGUAAGGUAGGGUCGUAUUCUGCGAAUGUUGUAGAGCAUGAACCUGCAGGAUUGGGACACCGCUUUGAUGUUAGCGGAGAACUACAGGGUGUUUUCAUUAUUGUAGUGUCUUAGUUAAAUUCUCUCUCCUCCUAAUGUUUUUUUGUUCAUGAUUCUUGUAUUUAUUAUUUUAUAUAAGAUUUUCUGUGUCCCUGAUAUCACUUUCCACCCUGAAUGUGGUGUCAUUGUAGGAAGUGUCAUAAUUUUUUAGGUGGGAAAAAAAAGUGCAACGCUAAAUAGAUAUAAACACUAUUUUAUCUAUUUUUCCAUGUUAGUCUGUAUGUCCCACUCAUAAAUGUCUACCCUGUUACCCUAAAUUAGAAAAAAUUAACUAAAUUUCAAAAUCUUAAUAGGUCAAUCAUUCUCACUCACAGAGCUAUGGCUAGUUUUAGGCUUCAAAUAUCCACCCUUUUAGGAUUAUGCACCAAACAAUUCACUCCCUGAGCUUGACUAAUGUUUUUCUGAAAGUCAAACGUCAUUUUUCUGAUAGAAUAUUAAAACAAAUGUAAAGCUCCAAAAGGCACCGGAUUGUAGGAAUGACUGUCGUGCAUUCAGGUGCGUGUUCCGUGGCAAAUGUUCUUCACAAUAGACAAACGGCUCAUUCUGUUCAGAACAUCCCAGGGUAUGACACUUUGUCAUCUUGUAACUGUACAUCAAACAUGGUGAUCAUCAACGUUGACACUGUGUAUGACAUGAGUUUUAUGAUAUGGAAAUGUGGCUUGUAUGACAUCAAAGCAGUAUUUAUUAUUAUCCUCAUAAUUUACAACAUUUCCCUCACUCAGAAAACAAAAAAGUUGGAAAAGUUGCUCACUUAGCGGGAGGGAUGGGGGCAACUUCUUGUCACGUGCGGUGUUCAAUUUCAGAAUGUCUGUCAGUCAAAACCCAUACAGAGCUGCGGAGAGCCUGAGCUCUGACAUCAUGUGUAGCAUGUUACUGUACAGCCACUGCGUUCCAAUUUAGGCAUUUAUCAGUGCUCAAAUCUGCCAUUUUCAACCCUUAUACGGGUACGAGUGUAAAGGGUUAAACCAAACCACAACUACUACAGUAGACCAUGACCUUUGAUCAGUGCACCAGUCACAAUGAUGCAAUAAAUAUGUUUGUCUAAUACACCCAGCCCAGUGUCAACAUCACAGUUCAAUGAAAGAGCGCAACUAGACUUUAUUUUUGUAAACUUUUUUUAUUUCAUUUUACUUUCAUACAGUUGUGAUAUAAUUUCUGAAAACCCUUCUGUUGUUUACAGCCAAAUGAACUGUAAAUAUGUUAUUUAAUAUUAGUUGGUGAAGAGUAGAAACCCACUGAAGGUGUUGUAGUUUCCAGCAUCUUCGUAGACUCUCCUGUUAGCGUAGAGCUUGGGCGUAGACAUUGUCUCCCACCUCCAGCUGCACUAUGGCAGCGUUGCUGGCGGAAUCUUCAUGACUUCCUGACCCGACGUCCCAUGUGGACACGAGCUUCUCAUCGUUCUUCAUCAAAGACACAACAGCGUUGGGGCUUCCAUUGUAGAACAUGGUGUAGCGGAUAUAGUACACUCCUCUGACCAUGGCUGUGAAGACGCCUGUAGCAGGGUUGUAUCCACUGCCGAAGUUGGAGAAGACUCUUUUGUACUGCAAGGGUAUGUCAGUGGUGAAGGGUCCGAUGUAACCAGAACCAGAUGUUCUUAGAGCUGCGGAGAAGGCCACCUUUGGCUGACCAGCGGCUAUGUCCUUCUUUAAUAUCUUCAGUUCUUCUUCUUGAGCUUUGUUCGCACGCUUCAGUUCGUCCACCUGGCUCUCGCUGACUUGUAGCCUGGUCGCCACAGCUCCUAGUUUCUGGUCCAUGGUUUCCAGUUUCUCCUUCAGCGCAGUCAGCUCUCUGAUAAACGAGCAGGUGUCAAGCUGACAGUAAGAUAAACUGGUCCCCUCACCUUGUGCCCCAGACAGUGUGAGGCACAGAGACAGCAUUAGUAGGACAACAACUCCCUUCAUUCUUAAAACCUUUUCUUGUCAAGACCGGUCAGUUUUGCAUAGGCUUUUAGCUUGCGUUUUUCUCUUUAUAUUUCAGCUGGUAGUCUUCAGGAACUAUGUGCAGUCAGAGGGGGAUUUUUCUCUUGUAUAGGUAGGGAGGGUCCUUGACAUGUGGAUGAGGAAACUAAGAUCGAGGUCGUCCCUCCCCUUUACUGGAAUAUACUUUAAUUCAUGUUAGAGAAGGGGUCAGUCCAAGGUCCAGAAUUUGCACAAUUGUUUAUUUUUCUUAUCUAUGGAAACUUUGAAUUCAUUUUGUUAUUUUUCAGCAGGACUUUAUUAGGAUAUAUAUAUUUAUAUUUUUUUUAUAUAACUUUACUUAAUAUAUAGUCCACUUUAACAUGUGGAUGAGGAAACUUUGAUAGGAAAAUAGGUUGUCCCUCCCCUUAACCUUUUACCGCUUAAACGGGUCGGACGGCAGAGUGAAGGAAAAGCAGCCAACAAGUGCUCCGCAUAUGUGGUAACUGUUGGAAAAGCAUUACAGGUGAAGCUGGUUGAGAGAAUGCCAAGAGUGUACAAAGCUGUCUAGGCAAAGGUUGGCUACUUUGAAGAAUCUCUAAUACAAAAUAUAUUUUGAUUUGUUUAACACUUUUUUGGUUACCACAUGAUUCCAUAUGUAUUAUUUCAUAGUUUUGAUAUCUUCACUAUUAUUGUACAAUGUAGAAAAUAUCAAAAAUAAACCCUUGAAUGAGUAGGUGUCCAAACUUUUGACUGGUACUGUAUUCUAUAUAUAUAUAUAUAACACACACAUACUCGUCCUAAUACUUACAGUGGGGAAAAAACGUAUUUAGUCAGCCACCAAUUGUGCAAGUUCUCCCACUUAAAAAGAUGAGAGAGGCCUGUAAUUUUCAUCAUAGGUACACGUCAACUAUGACAGACAAAAUGAGGAAAAAAAAUCCAGAAAAUCACAUUGUAGGAUUUUUUAUGAAUUUAUUUGCAAAAUAUGGUGGAAAAUAAGUAUUUGGUCAAUAACAAAAGUUUCUCAAUAAUUUGUUAUAUACCCUUUGUUGGCAAUGACACAGGUCAAAUGUUUUCUGUAAGUCUUCACAAGGUUUUCACACACUGUUGCUGGUAUUUUGGCCCAUUCCUCCAUGCAGAUCUCCUCUAGAGCAGUGAUGUUUUGGGGCAGUCGCUGGGCAACACAGACUUUCAACUCCCUCCAAAGAUUUUCUAUGGGGUUGAGAUCUGGAGACUGGCUAGGCCAUUCCAGGACCUUGAAAUGCUUCUUACGAAGCCACUCCUUCGUUGCCCGGGCGGUGUGUUUGGGAUCAUUGUCAUACUGAAAGACCCAGCCACGUUUCAUCUUCAAUGCCCUUGCUGAUGGAAGGAGGUUUUCACUCAAAAUCUCACGAUACAUGGCCCCAUUCAUUCUUUCCUUUACACGGAUCAGUCGUCCUGGUCCCUUUGCAGAAAAACAGCCCCAAAGCAUGAUGUUUCCACCCCCAUACUUCACAGUAGGUAUGGUGUUCUUUGGAUGCAACUCAGCAUUCUUUGUCCUCCAAACACGACGAGUUGAGUUUUUACCAAAAAGUUCUAUUUUGGUUUCAUCUGACCAUAUGACAUUCUCCCAAUCCUUUUCUGGAUCAUCCAAAUGCACUCUAGCAUGGGCCUGGACAUGUACUGGCUUAAGCAGGGGGACACGUCUGGCACUGCAGGAUUUAAGUACCUGGCGGCGUAGUGUGUUACUGAUGGUAGGCUUUGUUACUUUGGUCCCAGCUCUCUGCAGGUCAUUCACUAGGUCCCCCCGUGUGGUUCUGGGAUUUUUGCUCACCGGGAUUGUGAUCAUUUUGACCCCACGGGGUGAGAUCUUGCGUGGAGCCCCAGAUCGAGGGAGAUUAUCAGUGGUCUUGUAUGCCUUCCAUUUCCUAAUAAUUGCUCCCACAGUUGAUUACUUCAAACCAAGCUGCUUACCUAUUGCAGAUUCAGUCUUCCCAGCCUGGUGCAGGUCUACAAUUUUGUUUCUGGUGUCCUUUGACAGCUCUUUGGUCUUGGCCAUAGUGGAGUUUGGAGUGUGACUGUUUGAGGUUGUGGACAGGUGUCUUUUAUACUGAUAACAAGUUCAAACAGGUGCCAUUAAUACAGGUAACGAGUGGAGGACAGAGGAGCCUCUUAAAGAAGAAGUUACAGGUCUGUGAGAGCCAGAAAUCUUGCUUGUUUGUAGGUGACCAAAUACUUAUUUUCCACCAUAAUUUGCAAAAAAAUUCAUUAAAAAUCCUACAAUGGGAUUUUCUGGAAUUUUUUCCCUCAAUUUGUCUGACAUAGUUGACGUGUACCUAUGAUGAAAAUGACAGGCCUCUCUCAUCUUUUUAAGUGGGAGAACUUGCACAAUUGGUGGCUGACUAAAUACUUUUUUUCCCCACUGUAUAUAUUUCUUUAUUCAAUUUUUUUACUUUAGAUUUGUGUGUAUUGUUGUGAAUUGUUAGAUGUUACUGCACUGUUGGAGCAAGGAACACAAGCAUUUUGCUACACCCUUAAUAACAUCUGCUAAAUAUGUGUAUGCGACCAAUACGUUUUGAUUUGCUGCCCGAUGUGGAAAUUUUCCCAGAUAUUGAAAGCCGUUCAGCAUGUACAAUUACACACGCUCUCACUGUGUAGCCUACUCCAAGUAGGCCGGAGUAGACUGAUACGAAUGCUUUGAUUAGGUAGACUGAUAAAGGGUACAUACCAUUUUAAGAUUAUAAUUAGAAUGGAUCAAUACAAUAGAAUGGCCCACCUUGUUCUUCAAACACAUUUGGUGAUUACAUAAUUAUGCAUCGUUUGCUUCCCCUCGCUCAUCAACUCAUCCAUUCUCCCCCUUUCUCCCCAUCAUACUCUACUUACUUUAUUUAAUCUUAUGUGGGAAAUUAGUUUAAGUUUCGAGACAAUUAUCGGGGUGAUUAUCAGCUGAGCGCUGCACUUUCAACUGUCUGAAGAAGGAUCAGAGCUGGCCCUACUGUUGUGAGGAAGAGGGGCAAUGGGGGCAAAACCAUAAAAACAAAUGACAUGCACUCCUAAAACUGGUUAUAACUCCAGUUCUGUUUGUGAUAUUAAGAUUCUGACAUAGUGUGUUAUGUAGACUUAUUUAGAAAAAGUCAAGGACGGAGGGGGGCAUGACUUAAAAAAUGGCACAAAAAAAACAGCCACAGUCAAAAUGACAGCUUUAGUGCUUCUAGUGUUAAAAGGUUUUUGCAAUAAAAAUUGGUCAACAUUGAAGUAACUAUAAAAAUUUGGGCAACACAUUCAUUUUAAUGGCAUUAACCCUUCCAAUAAGAGAAAGAUGUAGGCUUCCAUAAAGUAAAAUACUGUUUCAAACAAUCUGCUAAAGCAACAAUGUCUGCCUUAAACAAAUUUGAAUAUUUCCUUGUCACUUUAACUCCCAAGUAGGUGAAUUGAUCCCGGACAACCCUAAACUGAAAGCUUGUAAAAGAGCACUUUAAAGCAGCCUGAUUUACAGGAAAAAGUUCAAGCUUGCCUAGAUUCAGCUUGUACCCUGAGAUUGUUCCAAAUUGCUUACGAUUAGAUAAGACAUGUGGUAAUGAGGUAUCUGGGUUGGAGAUUAAUAAAAGGAGGUUGUCUGCAUAUAGAGCGAGACUUUCUGCUUUAACCCCGCUCAGAGUAUACUUUGAAUAGCAUCUUUAGAGCGCAGUGCGACGGCGAGUGGCUCGAUUGCCAAAGCAAACAACAAGGUGGAGAGUGGACACCCCUGUCUAGGUCCACGGUGUAAGGGAAAAUAAUCACAGGACAAGUUGUUAGUCUGUACCGAAGCCAUGGGAUUGAAAUAAUAAUAUUUUUCCUCUCAGUUAAUUUGGGACCCGAAGCCAAAUCUAUGAAAGUUUUUUCCGCAUCGAGCGAGACCACCUCCGGGUCCCCCGAUGCUGGGGAGUACAGUACAUUCUUAAGGCGUCUGAUAUUGAAAAACAAAUGCCUAUUUCUUACAAAGCCAGUCCGGUCAGAGUGUAUUACUUGGUGCAGCGAGCCCUCCAUACGGGUGGUUAAGAGCUUGGCUAGGAUCUUGUAAUCCCAAUUUAAAAGCGAGAUUGGGCGAUAAGAUCCACAUUCCAGGGGUCUUUGUUUUUCUUAAUUAGUAAUUAAAUUGAAGCCUGGUACAGACUAGGUGGUAGCUUUGAUGUAUCAAGGCGCUCUGCAAAUAAUUGAGACAGGAAUGGGCAAAGCAGACUGGAAAAUUUGUUAGGAAAGCCAUCCGGACCCAUUGAUUUACCGCUUUUCAUUGCGGACACUGCAGUUGCUAUCUCCUCAGGUUUUAAAUUCUUCUUCUAAACCGUCAUGAGUCUGUAUCAAUUGAAGGCAUAUUCAGACAUCAAAGAACUAAUCAAUCAACAAAGGAUUGUGAGGAGAUUCAGAGGUGUAUAGUGCAGAGUAAAACAAAUUGAAUUGAUAAUUGAUCUCUUUAUGUUACCGUGGUAGCACCAGGCAGGGUCCUUAUUUGUGGGAUUAAAUGCGAGGCCUCAGAUUUACGGAUCUGAUGUGCAAGGAGUUUACUAUCCUUGUCGCCUUGCUCAUACACUCAGGCUUGUAAGAGUAAUUGUUCAGCUUGUCUGGUAGAGAGCUUGUCAAAUUCAGAUUGGAGUAGCUGGCAUUCUUUUAUAUAGAUCAGAGGAAGGAUCUGUAGCAUACUUUUCAUCUAAUGUAGCUAUGGGUUUGCUCAGGUCUCGAAGCCGCUCAGAGCGAGCUUUGUUUUUGUUGGCUCUGAAAUAAUUUGGCCACGUAGGAAUGCUUUGAGGGACUCCCAUAUGGAACAGCAGGACAUACUUUACCUAGGAACAAGGUGAUUUCAGGAGAAAUGAACUUGACAAAACACCAUUGGUAAUGUAUAGGAGGCUUCUGGGGAAGCUCAAGCACUAAUGGGGAAUGGUCAGAUAUAAAAAUAAGUACACCUCUGGAGGUUAGGCUAAAGUUAGUUUUUGUUAAUAAAUAAGAAAUCAAUGUGGAAGUAUGUUUGGUGAACAUGAGAAAAAAAAGAAUACUGUAUCUGUAGGGUGUAGGAAACGCCAAGCCUCACACACAGCAUAUUUCUGAAGAAAAGAUUGAAUAAGUAGGGCACAUUUAGAUGGGCCAGUAGUUCUUUGUGGUGACUUGUCAAGAACUGGGGACAUUGUACAGUUGAUAUCAUCCCCUAAAAUCAGCGAAUGGCAAUCUAAACUGGGUCGAGCGGAUAAAAAGGUAGAAAUUAAACUUGUCAUCCCAAUUGGGGGCAUAAACACUAGCCAAAACAAGAGGUGUAGAAAACCUUAAGUGUUUACAUGUCCUCAAGUGAGUCUCCUGUAGAAACACAACAUUUGCAUUCAAACCCUUUAAAUGUGUCAGCACCCUCUGACGUUUCACAGGGUUGUUAGCCCCUUUGAUGUUCCAUGAAAUGUACAGUCGUAGUCAGAAGUUUUGAGAAUGACACAAAUAUUAAUUUUCACAAAGUCUGCUGCCUCAGUUUUUAUGAUGGAAAUUUGCAUAUGCUCCAGAAUGUUAUGAAGUGUGAUCAGAUGAAUUGCAAUUAAUUGCAAAGUCCCUCUUUGCCAUGAAAAUGAACUUAAUACCAAAAAAAACAUUUCCACUGCAUUUCAGCCCUGCCACAAAAGGACCAGCUGACAUCAUGUCAGUGAUUCUCUCAUUAACACAGGUGAGAGUGUUGACGAGGACAAGGCUGGAGAUCACUCUGUCAUGCUGAUUGAGGUAGAAUAACAGACUGGAAACUUUAAAAGGAGGGUGGUGCUUGAAAUCAUUGUUCUUCCUCUGUUAACCAUGGUUACCUGCAAGGAAACACGUGCCGUCAUCAUUGCUUUGCACAAAAAGGGCUUCACAGGCAAGGAUAUUGCUGCUAGUAAGAUUGCACCCAAAUCAACCAUUUAUCGGAUCAUCAAGAACAUCAAGGAGAGAGGUUCAAUUGUUGUUAAGAAGGCUUCAGGGCGCCCAAGAAAGUCCAGCAAGCGCCAGGACCGUCUCCUAAAGUUGAUUCAGCUGCGGGAUCGGGGCACCACCGGUGCAGAGCUUGCUCAGGAAUGGCAGCAGGCAGGUGUGAGUGCAUCUGCACGCACAGUGAGGCGAAGACUUUUGGAGGAUGGCCUGGUGUCAAGAAGGGCAGCGAGGAAGCAACUUCUCUCCAGGAAAAACAUCAGGGACAGACUGAUAUUCUGCAAAAGGUACAGGGAUUGGACUGCUAAGGACUGGGGUAAAGUCAUUUUCUCUGAAUCCCCUUUCCGAUUGUUUGGGGCAUCCGGAAAAAAGCUUGUCAGGAGAAGACAAGGUGAGCGCUACCAGCCAACAGUAAAGCAUCCUGAGACCAUUCAUGUGUGGGGUUGCUUCUCAGCCAAGGGAGUGGGCUCACUCACAAUUUUGCCUAAGAACACAGCCAUGAAUAAAGAAUGGUACCAACACAUCCUCCGAGAGCAAUUUCUCCCAACCAUCCAAGAACAGUUUGGUGACGAACAAUGCCUUUUCCAGCAUGAUGGAGCACCUUGCCAUGAGGUAAAAGUGAUAACUAAGUGGCUCGGGGAACAAAACAUUGACAUUUUGGGUCCAUGGCCAGGAAACUCCCCAUUGAGAACUUGUGGUCAAUCCUCAAGAGGCGGGUGGACAAACAAAAACCCACAAAUUCUGACAAACUCCAAGCAUUGAUUAUGCAAGAAUGGGCUGCCAUCAGUCAGGAUGUGACCCAGAAGUUAAUUGACAGCAUGCCAGGGCGGAUUGCAGAGGUCUUGAAAAAGAAGGGUCAACACUGCAAAUAUUGACUAUUUGCAUAAACUUAAUGUAAUUGUCAAUAAAAGCCUUUUAUUAUUCAGUAUACCAUAGUAACAUCUGAUAUAUAUAUAUAUAUAUAUAUAUAUAUCACAGUGGGGAAAAAAAGUAUUUAGUCAGCCACCAAUUGUGCAAGUUCUCCCACUUAAAAAGAUGAGAGGCCUGUAAUUUUCAUCAUAGGUACACGUCAACUGUGACAGACAAAUUGAGAUUUUUUUUCUCCAGAAAAUCAAAUUGUAGGAUUUUUUGUGAAUUUAUUUGCAAAUUUUGGUAGAAAAUAAGUAUUUGGUCACUUACAAACAAGCAAGAUUUCUGGCUCUCACAGACCUGUAACUUCUUCUUUAAGAGGCUCCUCUGUCCUCCACUUGUUACCUGUAUUAAUGGCACCUGUUUCAACUUGUUAUCAGUAUAAAAGACACCUGUCCACAACCUCAAACAGUCGCACUCCAAACUCCACUAUGGCCAAGACCAAAGAGCUGUCAAAGGACACCAGAAACAAAAUUGUAGACCUGCACCAGGCUGGGAAGACUGAAUCUGCAAUAGGUAAGCAGCUUGGUUUGAAGAAAUCAACUGUGGGAGCAAUUAUUAGGAAAUGGAAGACAUAAAAGACCACUGAUAAUCUCCUUCGAUCUGGGGCUCCACGCAAGAUCUCACCCUGUGGGGUCAAAAUGAUCACAAGAACGGUGAGCAAAAAUCCCAGAACCACAUGUGGGGACCUAGUGAAUGACCUGCAGAGAGCUGGGACCAAAGUAACACAACCUACCAUCAGUAACACACUACGCCGCCAGGGACUCAAAUCCUGCAGUGCAAGACGUGUCCCCCUGCUUAAGCCAGUACAUGUCCAGGCCCGUCUGAAGUUUGCUAGAGUGCAUUUGGAUGAUCCAGAAGAGGAUUGGGAGAAUGUCAUAUGGUCAGAUGAACCCAAAAUAUAACUUUUUGGUAAAAACUCAACUCGUCGUGUUUGGAGGACAAAGAAUGCUGAGUUGCAUCCAAAGAACACCAUACCUACUGUGAAGCAUGGGGGUGGAAACAUCAUGUUUUGUGGCUGUUUUUCUGCAAAGGGACCAGGACGACUGAUCCGUGUAAAGGAAAGAAUGAAUGGGGCCAUGUAUCGUGAGAUUUUGAGUGAAAACCUCCUUCCAUCAGCAAGGGCAUUGAAGAUGAAACGUGGCUGGGUCUUUCAGCAUGACAAUGAUCCCAAACACACCGCCUGGGAAACGAAGGAGUGGCUUCGUAAGAAGCAUUUCAAGGUCCUGGAGUGGCCUAGCCAGUCUCCAGAUCUCAACGCCAUAGAAAAUCUUUGGAGGGAGUUGAAAGUCCGUGUUGCCCAGCGACAGCCCCAAAACAUCACUGCUUUAGAGGAGAUCUGCAUGGAGGAAUGGGCCAAAAUAUCUGCAACAGUGUGUGAAAACCUUGUGAAGACUUACAGAAAACGUUUGACCUGUGUCAUUGCCAACAAAGGGUAUAUAACAAAGUAUUGAGAAACUUUUGUUAUUGACCAAAUACUUAUUUUCCACCAUCAUUUGCAAAUAAAUUCAUAAAAAAUCCUACAAUGUGAUUUUCUGGAUUUUUUUUCCUCAUUUUGUCUGUCAUAGUUGACGUGUACCUAUGAUGAAAAUUACAGGCCUCUCUCAUCUUUUUAAGUGGGAGAACAUGCACAAUUGGUGGCUGACUAAAUAUUUUUUUCCCCCACUGUAUACAUAUAUACAUACACUGAAGCAGCAAACUUUGUGAAGACCAAUACUUGUGUCAUUCUCAAACUUUUGACCACGACUGUACUUGAUGGUAUUAUUUUGGCCACCCUGAGCACCCACGUUAUACACCCCUGUCAUUAGAGCAAAGAGUGAAAAAGCAAUGCAUACCCAAAAACCCCAGGAUAACUUCUCAGAGUAAUAUUGUAGGGUGAAAGAUACUUGAGAAAAGUAUGGGAAAAGAAACUGAAAAGACGACGGAAUAACAACAUUAGAACUAAACAGUUCAAUCUCCCCCUCCCCCCACCCCUGUGAAUACCUCCCCAAAUGAGAUACAAGCCUGAAUAGAACAUGUUUUCUUCGCACAGUAUGGCUAUGAGUGGCUGUGUUAACCAAACCCAUAGUCACAUAGUGAAUGAAGCAAAAAAUUAUAAUAUCUAAAAAAAUUUGAAGCCCUCGGCACAUUUUACUGUUUACUGUUUACUGGGUCGAGACAAACGGACACGGUAAGCAAAUAACACAAAAUAUUUUUAGGUCAACGAGACUAUGUAAACAAAGUCAAUAGGUCAAUGAGACAGUAUGUAAACAAAGGAAUUACGUAAACCCUUAAUAAAACAAAAUAAAAGUGACUGAAGCUUAUAAGGCUGAUGAUCAAACCAUUCAAUCACAUCAAAUAAGCCUGAGUUGGUGUGCCUACUUCCGAACUAUACACAGUUAUACCACAGGUAGGUUACUUACUUACUAUCCAAAGUUAGCAAGCCACAGUUGCGGAUCUAUUAAUAAGUUCAAGACUUCUUGAUGUGGCAUUGAAUGUGAGCCAUAGCUGCCUCCGGAGAGUCAAAGGUGUAGUCUUUUCCAUCAUGAGAAAGCCACAGGCGGGCCGGGAAUCGCAGUCAGUGCUUGACACCUGGAUGGUCCCGUAGCAGUUGUUUAGCCUGCCCGAAAGCUGUGCGCUGCCUGGACACAGAGUUACAGAUACACAAAUAUCAUACCCCCAAGACAUGCUAACCACUCACCAUUACAAUAACGGGAGGUUAGCAUUUUUGCCAGGUACAGUGAGGGAAAAAAGUAUUUGAUCCCCUGCUGACUUUUGUACGUUUGCCCACUGACAAAGACAUGAUCAGUCUAUAAUUUUAAUGGUAUGUUUAUUUGAACAGUGAGAGACAGAAUAACAACAAAUAAAUCCAGAAAAAUGCAUGUCAAAAAUUUUAUAAAUUGAUUUGCAUUUUAAUGAGGGAAAUAAGUAUUUGACCCCUCUGCAAAACAUGACUUGGUGGCAAAGCCCUUGUUGGCAAUCACAGAGGUCAGACGAUUCUUGUAGUUGGCCACCAGGUUUGCACACAUCUCAGGAGGGAUUUUGUUCCACUCCUCUUUGCAGAUCUUCUCCAAGUCAUUAAGGUUUUGAGGCUGACGUUUGGCAACUCGAACCUUCAGCUCCCUCCACAGAUUUUCUAUGGGAUUAAGGUCUGGAGACUGGCUAGGCCACUCCAGGACCUUAAUGUGCUUCUUCUUGAGCCACUCCUUUGUUGCCUUGGCCAUGUGUUUUGGGUCAUUGCCAUGCUGGAAUACCCAUCCACGACCCAUUUUCAAUGCCCUGGCUGAGGGAAGGAGGUUCUCACCCAAGAUUUUACGGUACAUGGCCCCGUCCAUCGUCCCUCACGACGCCAGGACAGCGGAGUUACUCACCACCUUCCGGAGACAUUUGAAACCCCACCUCUUUAAGGAACACCUGGGAUAGGAUAAAGUAAUCCUUCUACCCCCCCCCCCCCCCCCCCAAAAAAAAAAAAAUAUUAUAAUUGUAAAGUGGUUAUCCCACUGGCUAUAGGGUGAAUGCACCAAUUAGUAGUCGCUCUGGAUAAGAGCGUCUGCUAAAUGACGUAAAUGUGCCCUUGAGCAAGGCACUUAACCCUAAUUGCACCUGUAAGUCGCUCUGGAUAAGAGCGUCUGCUAAAUGACUAAAAUGUAAUGUAAAAUGUAAUGCGGUGAAGUUGUCCUGGCCCCAUAGCAGAAAAACACCCUCAAAGCAUAAUGUUUCCACCUCCAUGUUUGACGGUGGGGAUGGUGUUCUUGGGGUCAUAGGCAACAUUCCUCCUCCUCCAAACACGGCGAGUUGAGUUGAUGCCAAAGAGCUCCAUUUUGGUCUCAUCUGACCACAACACUUUCACCCAGUUCUCCUCUGAAUCAUUCAGAUGUUCAUUGGCAAAUUUCAGGCGGCCCUGUAUAUGUGCUUUCUUGAGCAGGGGGACCUUGCGGGCGCUGCAGGAUUUCAGUCCUUCACGGCAUAGCGUGUUACCAAUUGUUUUCUUGGUGACUAUGGUCCCAGCUGCCUUGAGAUCAUUGACAAUAUCCUCCUGUGUAGUUCUGGGCUGAUUCCUCACCGUUCUCAUGAUCAUUGCAACUCCACGAGGUGAGAUCUUGCAUGGAGCCCCAGACCGAGGGAAAUUGACAGUUCUUUUGUGUUUCUUCCAUUUCCGAAUAAUCGCAUCAACUGUUGUCACCUUCUCACCAAGCUGCUUGGCGAUGGUCUUGUAGCCCAUUCCAGCCUUGUGUAGGUCUACAAUCUUGUCCUUGGAGAGCUCUUUGGUCUUGGCCAUGGUGGAGAGUUUGGAAUCUGAUUGAUUGCUACUGUGGACAGGUGUCUUUUAUACAGGUAACAAACUGAGAUUAGGAGCACUCCCUUUAAGAGUGUGCUCCUAAUCUCAGCUCGUUACCUGUAUAAAAGACACCUGGGAGCCAGAAAUCUUUCUGAUUGAGAGGGGGUCAAAUACUUAUUUCCCUCAUUUAAAAUGCAAAUCAAUUUAUAACAUUUUUGACAUUCGUUUUUCUAGAUUUUUGUUGUUGUUAUUCUGCCUCUCACUGUUCAAAUAAACCUACCAUUAAAAUUAUAGACUGAUAAUUUCUUUGUCAGUGGGCAAAUGUACAAAAUCAGCAGGGGAUCAAAUACUUUUUUCCCUCACUGUGUGUGUGUGUGUGUGUGUGUGUGUGUGUGUGUGUGUGUGUGUAUAUAUAUGUAUAUAUGUCAUUUAGCAGAAACUUUUAUCCAAAGCGAUUUAGUCAUGCAUGCAUACAUUGGGUGGCCCCAGCGGGAAUGGAACCCACAAUCCUUGAUGUUACUAGCACCAUGCUCUGACUGAGCCACACAGGACCACAUGCAUAAUAUACAUAACCCUAGUUUGAGUAUUUUAAUCCACUUAAAUCUUAAGAAAAAACAUAUUUAUGCUCAGAUUCAUUUAAUAUUCGGGAUAUCAACACAAUCCCUAUGUGUUUCAUGCAAACCGGGCUUAAUAGGACCAUACUGGGCUUAAUUGGAACAACAAUUAAUUAUAGUAAAAAGAUAGAAUUUUACUCUCAAAAUAUUUGGAAACCAAUGGUCUGGGGUAUAUUGAACAAUAUUUAUUUAUUACCAUUUACAGUGCCUUCGGAAAGUAUUCAGACCCCUUGAGUUUUUCCACAUUUUGUUAGGUUACAGCCUUAUUCAAAAGUGUGUUAAAUCGUUUUUUCCCCCCUCAUCAAUCUCCACACAAUACCCCAUAAUGACAAAGCAAAAACUGGUUUUUAUAUUUACAUAAUUAUUCAGACCCUUUACUCAGUACUUUGUUGAAGCACCUUUUGGCAGAGAAUACAGCCUUGAGUCUUCUUGGGUAUGACGUUACAAGCUUGGGGAGUUUCUCCCAUUCUUCUCUACAGAUCCUCACAAGCUCUGUCAGGUUGGAUGGGGAGCGUUGCUACACAGCUAUUUUCAGGUCUCUCCAGAGAUGUUCGAUCGGGCUCACGUCCGGGCUCUGGCUGGGCCACUCAAGGACAUUCAGAGACUUGUCCCGAAGCCACUCCUGCAUUGUCUUGGAUUUGUGCUUAGGGUCGUUGUCCUGUUGGAAGGUGAACCUUUGCCACAGUCUGAGGUCCUGAGCGCUCUGGAGCAGGUUUUUAUCAAGGAUCUCUCUGUACUUUGCUCCGUUCAUCUUUGCCUCGAUCCUGACUAGUCUCCCAGUCCCUGCCGCUGAAAAACAUCCCCACAGCAUGAUGCUGCCACCACCAUGCUUCACCGUAGGGAUUUUGCCAGGUUUCCUCCAGACGUGACACUUGGCAUUCAGGCCAAAUAGUUCAAUCUUGGUUUCAUCAGACAAGAUAAUCUUGUUUCUCCUGGUCUGAAAGUCUUAGGGUGUUUUUAGGUGUGUGCCUUUCCAAAUAAUGUCCAAUCAAUUGAAUUUACCACAGGUGCACUCCAAGUUGCAGAAACAUCUCAAGGAUGAUCAAUCAUUUUGAGUCAUUGCAAAGGGUUUGGGUACUUAUAUAAAUAAGGUAUUUCUGUUUUUUGUUUUUAAUAAAUAUGCACAACAUUUCUAGAAAUCUGUUUUCGAUUUGUCAUUAUGUGGUGUUGUGUGUAGAUUGCUGAGGAUAUUGUUUUAUUUCAUCCAUUAUAGAAUAAGGCUGUAACAUAAACAAAAUUUGGAAAAUGUCAAGGGGUCUGAAUUCUUUACGAAUGUGUAUAGAGGGGCUUUUUGUGCUACUGUAACCUUUAAGCCUACCUGAGAUAAAUGUCUCAAAUUUACAAAAAAGGCAUCUGUAUAACAAUACAAGGUUCAUUUAACAGUAAAAUAAGACAAAAUGCAAUAAAAAAAGUUAAUGCUUGAUAUCUAUUAUUGUUGUGGUUCAGCAAGUUGUGUUGCUACUGUACUGGCUGUCAUGUGGUACGACUGCUAGCAUGAAAAACCCAUAUUUUCAAUUGGCAAGAAAUUGUAAUUAAUACCAAUGUAGUAUUUUAUCAUGUGCACAUAUCCAUUCAUGACUAUCUUAAUUUUACGUGAAGUAUGAUUACUUAUCUGAGAAGGUACUAAAAAUAUCUGAGUCGCCUCCACACAAGUUUUUGCAGCUUUGCCAUUGGCCACUAGUAGGAACUUACACAACUGUCAAUAACUGAAUAAUACAAAAUCUGAUUGGCUUAGAAAACUGGUAUGGAUUCAACAACCACAUGCACUGGUUGAAACAUUAGAUAAAGGAAAAAAGAAACAUUUUCUGCUAAAUCCAUAGAUGGAAGUGGGCUUAAUUGGUAUGUGGGCUUAAUACCCUAACUGUUUAAGUCACCAUUGGCCUCAUGGUGAAAUCCCUGACUGGUUUCCUUCCUCUCCGGCAACUGAGUUAGGAUGGAUGCUUUAUCUUUGUAGUGGCUGGGUAAAUUGAUACACCAUCCAAAAUGUAUUUAAUAACUUCACCAUGCUGAAAGAUAUUCAAUGUCUGCUUUUUUUAAAUAUUUUUUAUUACCCGUCUACCAAUGGGUGGCCUUUUUUGCGAGGCAUUGGAAAAAACCCUGGUCUUUGAUUGAAUCUGUUUGAAAUUCACUGCUCGACUGAGGGACCUUACAGAUAAUUGUAUGUGUGGGGUACAGAGAUGAGGUAGUCAUUCAAAAAUCAUGUUAAAUAAACAUUUAUUGCACACAAUGAGUAUUAUUCCACUUACACUGAACAAAAAUAUAAAUGCAACAUGCACCAAUUUCUAAGAUUUUACUGAGUUACAAUUCAUAUAAGGAAAUCAGUCAAUUGAAAUAAUUAAAUUAGGCCCUAAUCUAUGGAUUUCGCAUGAAUGGGAAUACAGAUAUGCAUCUGUUACUUUCAAUUUAGAAUGGCCCAUUUAUCAAAUUGGCAGGAACAGGGGCAAGGGAAAAAAUACAUGUAAUCCAUAUGCACUCAAAUGAAUAGCCAAUGGAGGCCGCUUUCCCAAAGUUUAGUUUCUCAAUCAUGCAACUCCGGUUAUUUAACUCCAUGCAUCAAUUACUGUUUGAAGAACAUGCACCCUCUCACUGCGUGAUGGGUGAUAUUCCGCCCAAACGUUGUAUGCCUGGGCUCGCCAACACUGUUCCUGCAGCUACCCAGUGCUUUAAAACCAAGUGAAAUGUGUUCGGGAACAUUGAUAGUAACAUGUUUUCACAAUUAAACAUAUUUAAACUGUUGACAGCCCCUCUCUCUGUGCGUUUGAGAAAGGAAUGAAGGGGAGAGGGGAGGAGAUGUCAGCCUAUUAAUUAUGAAAAUAUAAAAAAUGCCCUAAUACUAGGCUAUUCAAAUACAAAUUCACUAUAAUUGUAGGCUAACUGUAAGCCACCCUGCACAAUCAAUGAAGCAACAGCAUCACUUUGGCCUAUAUAUUAUCUUCAAGACUCAUGGAUAGAAAGUUUGGAGCGUAGUACAUCCAUGCAUAAUAGUACAGUCCACACUCAAAGGCGAUUUACUAGAAUUUGUUUAAUUCUGGAGUAUAGGCUAGACCAAUUAUGUACCAAAGACAUCGUAAAUCAGUUAGUUAAUUUUUUUUAUUUUUUGCAGUGCGUAAUAUGCGGUAGGCAAUGUAUAACAGCACAAUCAUUAUUUUAAUUCAGGGUAUUUUUUCGGGCUUGGGCUCAUAUAUUGUAUGCAUAAGCUCUAAUGUGUAUGGGUGUUUAGAAUUAAUAAUCACCUUAGAAAGCGCUGUCCAUUUCGAUGUUAGGCUUUGAAACAAUAUCCACAAUGACCUUGCUUUCCACUGUUUCAACCUGUUGAAUUUCUUUCUUCAAAUUGAUCAAUCACAUGAAGGUGAAUUUUAAAAGCAAGAUACUACUUUGAUAAGUGUUUGUGAUUUUCGAUGGCAUUUAUAUUGACGUUAGAGGGACAAUAGAUCCCUGAGUACCAGGCCGUUAGCGAGUUGGGUACAACCAAGCAUGUCCAGAGUCCAUAAGAGGAGAUUACUGUGACCAUGACUCAUGACUACUGGUUUGGCGGUAAUACGGUCACCGCAAGAGACCAAAGGUGAAAAACGCUGCUCUAUUCCACCCACAUUAUAAAAUACCUGUUUAGAAAGUCUUGUAAAUACAUUGUUUGUGUACUUCUCGCCUGUAGGUAAAGAAGGCUUUCUUUGCCUUGGUUGCCAACGGGGUGCGGGCAGCCCCACUAUGGGAGACAAAGAAGCAGAGCUUUGUCGGUAAGUGGAACAUUUAUUUUCUUUCCAUCUCUCUGCUCUAACAUUCUUCUCUCUCCAUCCAUCCACUCCUCCACAUCCUUAACCUUCUUUAAUCAAUGCAUUGCUUCCUUUCUCUCCAUCCUUUCUGUCGGCUCUUCCCUCCAUUUUGACUCCUCAUCCUCUCGUUCCCUCACUUCCCCUUGAAACCGGAGGGCUCCUCGUCUCUCCUCGUAUCUGGGCCAGCAUAAUGGAGACAGAUAUAAAUACUGUUCUCGCCUCUCUCGCCAGCUCUGAGAACAGGAAUACAGACGCAAUAGUGUAUUUUUACUGUAUUGCUCUAUACACAGUGCAUUCGGAAAGUAUUCAGAGCCCUUCACUUUUUUCACAUUACGGUACAGCCUUAUUCUAAAUGCAUUAAAUCAUUUCCCCCUCAUCAAUCUACACACAAUAUCCCAUAAUGACAAAGCGAAAACAGGUUUUUAUAAAUUUUUGCGAAUUUAUAAUAAAUAAAAAACAAACUUUAUUUAGAUAAGUAUUCAGACCCUUUUGCUACGAGACUCGAAAUUGAACUACGGUGCAUCCUGUUUCCAUUGAUCAUCCUUGAUGUUUCUACAACUUGAUUGGAGUUCACCUGUGGUAAAUUCAAUUGAUUGGACAUGAUUUGGAAAGGCACACAUCUGUCUAUUUAAGGUCCCACAAGGUCUUGAGGCUGUAAUGCUGCCAAAGGUGCUUCAACAAGGUACUGAAUAUUAUGUACAUUUAAUAUUUCCGUUUUUUUAUUGUAUUAAUUUGCAAACAUUUCUAAAAACCUGUUUUUGCUUUGUCAUUAUGGGGUAUUGUGUGUAGAUUGAGGGGGGGGGAAAAAAGAUUUAAUCGAUUUUAGAAUAAGGCUGUAACGUAACAAAGUGGGAAAAGUCAAUGGGCCUGAAUACUUUCUGAAUGCAUUGUAUGUUUUUCAACAAUUAAAUCAAGGAUACGUUGAACAAUAUAGCUAUGGUUAGGUGACACCAGUCUUGUGUAGCUGUCCCAGCUGCAUCACUAGGAUGUGAGUGUAGAACCUGACGCUGCAACCUCCCACGCAUCAAGAAUCAAGCCCACUUGUCUGAGAGCGCGAGACGCACAAAUGGGCUUUACUAAGAAUCAAGCCCUCUGUUCCGCUCCACUGUUCCGUCUCAUCCCUAGGAGAUACUGAUGUCAAUGAGGAGUGUGUGUGUGAAAUAGUGUCACAGAAAUAGGUCCAUCUCUUUUUCUCCUUGGUCACUCGUUUCUCCCAAGUGUCUCUUCUGUUCUACCUCCCUCUCCGCUGCUCCUCUCUUCUUCUUUGCAAUACUUUCCUCUGUCUCCCUCUGUCCGUACUAGUGAGUGUAUGUGCUAGGACAAAUCCAACACCUGUGAUGUGAACGAUCACUGAACAAGGCUUUUUCUUUCCUUCCUUACCCUCCUCCCCCCCUCGCUCACUCCAUACGGAAAAACAGAAAGCAAAGGAGGUGCGAAGCAAAAGAAGGCAUGGUUCCCUCCGACCCCGCCCCCUCACCUUCGAUCCCUCAUCUCUCCAACAAUCCCUCCACCCACCUCCCCCUCAUCCCCUCCUCUCUCCCCUCCUCCGCCGCCCCACCCUCGCCCACCCCCACCACCCAAUUCUCCCCCCAAAAACCCCCCUCCCAUCCACCCCCGUAUUCAUUCUUCUCCUCUCCCUUCCCUCUCUCUCAUCAUCCCAUGCUCUCCUCCCCCAGCCCUGCCCGCCUCCUUCCCCUCACCCCUCCUCCUUCCCUCCAUCGCCUCUCGCUCCUCCAUCCCCCGCUCUCCCCAUCCCUCCCCCCCUCUCUCUAUUCCCUCUGCUCCUCCCUCAUCCCUCUUCAUCCCUCCUCUCCAUCCCCUGCUCUAUCCCUCCAUCUCUUAUGCUUUCUUCUCAUCUCAUCCUCUCUCUCCCUCAUCCCUCUCUCCUCUCUCCCUCAUCCCUCUCUCGCGCCCUCCAUCCCUUGCUCGCUCUCUCGCGCCCCUCCAUCCCUCUCUCUCCCUCCAUCCCUCUCUCUCCCUCCAUCCUCUCUCCCUCAACACUCUCUCCCUCUUUCGCGCCCUCCAUCCCUCGCUCGCGCCCUCCAUCCCUCUCUCCCUCCAUCCCUCUCUCUCCCUCCAUCCCUCUCUCUCCCUCCAUCCCUCUCUCUCCCUCCAUCCCUCUCUCCCUCCAUCCUCUCUCCCUCAACACUCUCUCCCUCUUUCGCGCCCUCCAUCCCUCGCUCGCGCCCUCCAUCCCUCUCUCCCUCAUCCCUCUCUCUCCCUCAUGCCUCUUUCGCGCCCUCCAUCCCUCGCUCGCUGUCUCGCGCCCUCCAUCCCUCUUUUGCGCCCUCCAUCCCUCUUUCGCGGCCUCCAUCCCUCUCUCGCGCCCUCCCUCAUCCCUCUUUUGUGCCCUCCAUCCCUCGCUCCCUCUCUCUCACCCUCCAUCCCUCUCUCCCUCUCUCUCACCCUCCAUCCCUCUCUCACCCUCCAUCCCUCGCUCGCACUCUCACCCUCCAUCCCUUGCUCGCUCUCUCUCUCAUCCCUUGCUCUCUCUCGCUCUCCCUCAUCCCUCGCUCUCGCUCUCUCUUUUUCCAGGAAUGUUAACCAUCACAGACUUCAUCAACAUCCUCCACAGAUACUACAAGUCUCCCAUGGUACGUGACCUCUCAUCAAACAGAUCCAAAUGGGUCCUGUGUUGUGUUCACUGGGGCUUGCAAUGGCAAGAAUGGGAAAAGAUGUGUAGCAAUGGAAAACCAAAAUUAGUCUUUCUCAUUGAAGAAGUCCAGGUUGUUCCUCCCUGAUUCAGUCCAUACUACAGAACACGACCCUGGUUUGAAAUGGUUUGGCUGUAUGGCUUCGGCUUCCUAUUGUCACCAAGGCCAGCGACGUGGACUGACUGUGAACUGCAGCGAUAUAGUAGGAGGCUGGGAGCUUAUCCAGCCUCCAUCUCAGGCACUGUAUGUUCUGUGUCAUGGAGCUUUAAAGGCAGAGUGGAGAGAGACAUCAUCAUUAAUCAUCAGGUCAUGAGUAGGGCUGUUACGGUGACCGUAUUACUGCCACAACGGCGGUCACGAGUCAUGGCGGCUGUCAAAUAGCACGUGACCCGUUAGUCACGGUAAUUAGGCUUCUGAUGCUGCUGAUGGUCAUUAGUAGCCUACCAAACUUGCUAACUGCCUGGUACUCAGCACUCUAUUGUCCCUCUAAUCACUAUGACAUCAAUGCAAAUGUAAUCAAAAAUCGAAUCAAACACUUUAGAUCCCAUGAGCUCAUGUUGCGCAACAUUUGUAAAGGCUAUGAAAUUGCGUGGAGAACAGAGUGAUGGCCUCUAUUAAAAAGAGGAGGAUCCCAUCAGCUUUCUAAAGGCUAGGCCUACUAUAUUUAUUUCUCAACUUUCCUAAUAUUAAGCACAUUGCUUAUCUUUACAACAGGAGUAUAGCCUACCUGGCUGGCAUGAAAAUGAACCACAGGAAAAGCGUCCUCCAUUCGCUAUUUAAGUGCAUAGGUGACUUGUAUUUUUUUUCUGCUGCCCCUGUUUCGAGACAGGUGCAUGAUAAUGGUCCAUUCUAAAUCAAAACAAAUUUCACACAUAUAUUAUUUAGUAUAUGUAAAGACAAGAUUAAAUCAAGAAUAGUGUGAUGGGUGACAAUAUUAGCCUAUCACUUGUGAAUGAUAUAUUAUCACUUGUGAAUGAUGCCCAGCUUGUGUGUAAUAAGGCAAGAAACAGCACAUGCUCUUUUUUGGGCGACUUUUUCAAAUUAAUCUGCUUUAUAACGGGUGUAGUGCCUAACUGGCAUACAUACGCAGCGCGUGAGUUUCAAGUUUGGGGAAGAUAAUUUUCACCAUCAAAAUGCACCUUUUAUAAUAAAAGCAGUACAUGCAUAAUCAAAUUUGUGGACACUUUUGAGAAUGGUGUUUUUUCCUGAGAAUGGAACAUUCGCACUUAUAGCGUACUGCCGUGUGCGCAUUUCUGCUAAACGUUCUCAUCUGUUGUGUCAGGCUCAUUGCUUAAAACAGGUUUUUUGAUGCUAGUGGUUGAAUUAAUUUGGGCUCUAUCGCAUCCCACAACUGUCCCAGAAAAUGUUUGGAAUAUUUUUUUCUCGCACAGAAUAGAAUAGGUCAACUUUUGUACUAUGGGGGAUAGUAGAUUGACAUAGGCUGGUGAUUUUGCUGUUCGUUAGGCCUACUCAUCUUGUUGGCUGACGAAAAGUAGAUGUGGGACAGUUCUUCCAAUAUCUUCAACAUGCACCUCGGAAUUGGAUAAGGACGCACGCAGUUGCAUCCCCGAUGUGUCCGUCUUCACUUGUAGCCUGUGAUGGAGAGCUUUGGCACACAGCCGGGAGAAGGGAAUUAUGAUUAUUAUAUUCAGCCCAAGGGUACAAUGGCCACUGGCCGCAAAAGGCAUGGCAUUUCUUUUAGAGGGCGUUACGGCCACACAAAGGGGAUGCUGCCGGGAAAUUCGAGGCAUUAUCAAGUACUUGUCAAAUUGUGAAUGAGAGACUGAUGAAGUGUGUACAGCCUGCGCAAAAAACAAAGCAGAGCUCAUGCCUUUCAUGCAACUUUUUUCAAAUUAUCAUUAGUCGCAUCAUGCAGCCUUACAAUGUAUUAAAAAUCAAAACAUAUAGCCCAACAUUUGUAUCACAACUAAAGUUACAUAGGAGUACCUGUUUCUUUGUUAACUGCUCAACACAGAGUAGCCGCAUGUGUGCACUGAAAUCGUUUGGAGAAAAUAUCCUUUCUAUUUUAUUCAGCUAUGUUCAAUUGUAUUCUUCAUACUAUAAAAUAAUAUAAAAUAAUGCCAUGGAAUUCUAAGCAAAUCUUGUCUGCUAAAUGAACUAGUGUAGCCCACAGCCAUAUGGCAGAUCAGGGCCUAACAUAAGGACAACUCAGAGUAUGCUAUUCUGUUCUUCUGAAAUGGAUAACAUUUUCUUCAUAUCAUAUUUCUUUAGACCUGUCUAAAAUAAAUAAUGGAUUUAUUGUGAUGGUGUAGGCUAUAUUACAUGGAUUUAUUAGACUUUUUAAAAUCUAGAUGUUCCAAAGGUCUGCAUCAGUGGCUUGUAGGCUUUGCGUGGAAGCCAGGAGACGCUAAAUGUGUUUAUGUUAAUUACCGGUCAAUUAUCGUGAGACCGGCAGAUGUUUGCUUGAAAAUCACCGGCUGACACAAUUUCAUGACCGCCACAGCUCUAGUCAUGAGAAGAUGGUGGUGCUGCAGCACUGUCUCUCUGUUCUGACCCAGGGCUUACACACACACACACACACACACACACACACAGUCUUGCCUUGCUCUGUACACAUCUCACAUAGACUCAUCCACACUCCAUCUCUCAUACAAACACACACAGUGAUUAUAGUCAAGUAUAAACCGGGUAGUUUGGGUCCUGGAUGCUGAUUGGCUGAAAGCCGUGCUAUAUCAGACAAUAUACCAUGGGUAUAAUGUAAAAAUACUUGUUUACUGUUUUAUUUAUGUUGGUAACCAGUUUAUAAUAGAAUUAAGGCACCUCGGGGGUUUGUGGUAUAUUGGCCAAAAACCACACCCCCUCGGGCCUUAUUGCUAAGUAUAGCGCACACACUGAACUCACUCACACUCACCACAGCAGAUGUGCCAGCAGCAGACUACAGUAGGCUGGAGUGUGUAUGUAUAUACAGUGAGGGAAAAAAGUAUUUGAUCCCCUGCUGAUUUUGUACGUUUGCCCACUGACAAAGAAAUGAUCAGUCUAUAAUUUUAAUGGUAGGUUUAUUUGAACAGUGAGAGACAGAAUAACAACAAAACAAUCCAGAAAAACGCAUGUCAAAAAUGUUAUAAAUUGAUUUGCAUUUUAAUGAGGGAAAUAAGUAUUUGACCCCCUCUCAAUCAGAAAGAUUCCUGGCUCCCAGGUGUCUUUUAUACAGGUAACGAGCUAAGAUUAGGAGCACACUCUUAAAGGGAGUGCUUCUAAUCUCAGCUUGUUUCCUGUAUAAAAGACCUGUCCACAGAAGCAAUCAAUCAGUCAGAUUCCAAACUCCACCAUGGCCAAGACCAAAGAGCUCUCCGAGGAUGUCAGGGACAAGAUUGUAGACCUACACAAGUCUGGAAUGGGCUACAAGACCAUCGCCAAGCAGCUUGGUGAGAAGGUGACAACAGUUGGUGCAAUUAUUCGCAAAUGGAAGAAACACAAAAGAACAGUCAAUCUCCCUCGGCCUGGGGCUCCAUGCAAGAUCUCACCUCGUGGAGUUGCAAUGAUCAUGAGAACGGUGAGGAAUCAGCCCAGAACUACACGGGAGGAUCUUGUCAAUGAUCUCAAUGCAGCUGGGACCAUAGUCACCAAGAAAACAAUUGGUAACACACUACGCCGUGAAGGACUGAAAUCCUGCAGCGCCCGCAAGGUCUCCCUGCUCAAGUAAGCACAUAUACAGGCCCGUCUGAAGUUUGCCAAUGAACAUCUGAAUGAUUCAGAGGAGAACUGGGGGGCCAGUAUGAAAAAAUAAUAAUAAUGUAUGCACUAACUGUAAGUCGCUCUGGAUAAGAGCGUCUGCUAAAUGACUAAAAUGUAAAAUGUAAAUGUAAACUGGGUGAAAGUGUUGUGGUCAGAUGAGACCAAAAUCGAGCUCUUUGGCAUCAACUUAACUCGCCGUGUUUGGAGGAGGAGGAAUGGUGCCUAUGACCCCAAGAACACCAUCCCCACUGUCAAACAUGGAGGUGGAAACAUUAUGCUUUGGGGGUGUUUUUCUGCUAAGGGGCGAGGACAACUUCACCGCAUCAAAGGGACGAUGGACGGGGCCAUGUACCGUCAAAUCUUGGGUGAGAACCUCCUUCCCUCAGCCAGGGCAUUGAAAAUGGGUGGUGGAUGGGUAUGCCAGCAUGACAAUGACCCAAAACACACGGCCAAGGCAACAAAGGAGUGGCUCAAGAAGAAGCACAUUAAGGUCUUGGAGUGGCCUAGCCAGUCUCCAGAUCUUAAUCCCAUAGAAAAUCUGUGGAGGGAGCUGAAGGUUCGAGUUGCCAAACGUCAGCCUCGAAACCUUAAUGACUUGGAGAAGAUCAGCAAAGAGGCGUGGGACAAAAUCCCUCCUGAGAUGUGUGCAAACCUGGCGGCCAACUACAAGAAACGUCUGACCUCUGUGAUUGCCAACAAGGGUUUUGCCACCAAGUACAAAGUCAUGUUUUGCAGAGGGGUCAAAUACUUAUUUCCCACAUUAAAAUGCAAAUAAAUUUAUAACAUUUUUGACAUGCGUUUUUCUGGAAUAUUUUUUUUGUUAUUCUGUCUCUGACUGUUCAAAUAAACCUACCAUUAAAAUUAUAGACUGAUCAUGUCUUUGUCAGUGGGCAAACGUACAAAAUCAGCAGGGGAUCAAAUACUUUUUUCCCUCACUGUAUGUGUGUAUGUGUCUGCGCUGCUCUGUUCUGUGAUGAGAGCCAAUUCCAUGUAGGCUGUUUUCUAGGGGUCCUCCCCAAUACAGCUCAGCUUAACCCUAUAACGACAGAGUGCAGUAUUAUCAUAUUUGUUAUUUUGCCAGGUUGGUCUCAUUGAGAAGUAAAAAUGUAUUUUGCAAGAUAUGCCUGGUCAAAAUAGCAUUUUACAAUACAUUUGACAAAAACAAUUUUUAAAGGAAAAAUAAAAUCUCUCAAUCAUCUCAUUUGACUCAGUGGAAGUGUUGUCAGUGGUUCCAUUGUUACCUGAGUAGUCCCACCUACAUGUUACGCCCAUCACAGAGAGCCAAACUAGUGAGGCUAGCCCUCUUGGGAUUUCCACUGGCCCAAAUACACAUUGGUAUUUAUUAGGCCAGGAGACGGUGACAUAGUUUGUUGUUAUCCUAAUGCCUAUUGUUAGAGUUAAUCCAUCGUCAAGAGAACAACCAGUGCAGUGAAAGCGUUCGUUAAUUCUUCCAUAUCAGAUUCAUGUAUAUUCAUGCAGAACUGGAGUCAGUACCUCUGUAAUUGGCUGAGACAGAGAGUUAACUCAGAGAUAUAGUUGCUAAAUUCUGGUAACUUUCCCCAAAUUUCCAGGUUUUUCAGGAAUCCCGGUUGGAAGAUUCAAUAUGCAACAAAUCCGGAGUCCUUCAACCGGGAUUUCUGGAAAACUUUCACAUUUUGGAACGAUACCUGAAUUUUCCCACCUUACUAUGAUGAGUGGGAUAGCCAAAAACCUUGAAUUUGUCCAACACACACACCACGUUCACUCACUCCUGGAUCUGUAAUUUAAUGAUUGAUUUAGCUGUUGUUUACAGGAGACUGGAAAAGGCCUCAGGCGGUACGCCAUUGCUAAAUGCAUAUAGGGGAAACACUGCAACCACUCUACAGAAGAAGAAAAAAGGUCCUUCAACACACAUUUCCUAGCAAAUGGCACGUCCCCAGCUGUUCAUAAUCGUCUAAUGUGCUCAAUGUAGCCAUGGGUGCUGUAGAAAAUGCCUUUUUGUUUCUGUAAUGAAAUCAUUGAGGACCUGCUACUCUGUCCUCUCCUCGUGCUGUGGUUGUUAUUUAUUAACAGCAGUUCUCAUAACUGUCUUGCUUUACGUCAGAGAGGGCUGAGGUGGACCUGAUUUGAGGCCCUCUUGGGAACUGGUUUGAUUUUUCAUGACGCCAGCACUUACUUACAUGUAGCUUAUGUGUUUUUCUUCUUCUCCAGAGGGAAUUGCUGUGAUUUUAUAUAUUUUUCUGUUUAUCAAGUUACUAAUUCUAUCAAACUCUUCUUUUUACAAAAUAAAACGUUGCAAAUGUAAUAAUAUCUGCCACGUUCAAAUCAUGGAAUGAAUGUUAAAUAUCACUAAUAGUUGAAUGUUCUGUCUAUUUUAGGUACAAAUAUAUGAGCUGGAGGAACAUAAGAUUGAAACGUGGAGAGGUAUGGGAACUUUCCAACUAUUUUACAGCAACCUUCCCAUUUCAAAACCAAAAUGUUUAUCAGUUGUUCAACAAAUAAUAAAUACAUGUAUUUUGUAGUUUGUUGAUGUGGUGUUUAAUUUUAUUUCUGUCACGUAGAGCUCUACCUACAAGAAACGUUUAAGCCGUUAGUGAACAUAUCACCUGAUGCAAGGUAAUCCUGUUAUACAUGACACCUGCAUUUCCUAUUUGUCUUUAUUUUAUGUAGUUUAAAUAAGUUAUGAUGGGGGAAAAUGAACCAGCAGAUCCAUGAAUAGGAUAGUAAUGAUCCAUUCAUGAUUGACUUACAGUAUGUGACCCAUUCAGAGCUCUUUGCUCAUUAUUACAUAGAGGAUCUUCCAUUGGGUUUAAUCAGUCUGUUUAUACAAACAAUACAUAAUCAUCUCAUAGUUGAUUGAGAAAUCUAAUUUGCCCUACACUCUUUUUUCCCCCACAUAAUAUAAAUAAAAUUCUAUGGUCAUAAGCACGGUAAAAUAUAUAUAUAUUUAUUUAUUUAUUUUGCCUUUAUUUAACUAGGCAAGUCAGUUAAGAACAAAUUCUUAUUUACAAUGACAGCCUACACCGGCCAAACCCGGACGACGCUGGGCCAAUUGUUGAUUAAUAAUGGCGCCGGAGAAGAAGGCUGCCGUUUUACAGCCCUCGAACCAAUUGUACUAUUAUGUGUGUUUUUCUGCGUUAUUUGUAAUUUAUUUUGUACAUAAUGUUUCUGCCAUCGUCUCUUAUAACCAAAAAGAGCUUCUGGAUAUCAGGACAGCGAUUACUCACCUUGUAUUGGAUGAAGAUUUUUUAUUCAACGACGCGGCCGCGAAGGACAUCCUACAGACACCCGACAAGGCCCAAAUCCCCGUCAUUUGCAUGAGGAAGAGACGGAGAUAUCGUGGACGUAGGUCGGGGUGCCUUGAAAGGAUCCGACGGCGAGCGAGUAAACUGCUGCUCCCAUCAAUCCUAUUAGCCAAUCUUCAAUCAUUUGAGAAUAAAUUGGUAACUUAAGAUUACGGUUAUCCUACCAACGGGACAUUAAAAACUGUAAUAUCUUAUGUUUCACCGAGUCGUGGCUGAACGACGACAUGGACAACAUACAACUAGCGGGCUUUACGCUACAUCGGCAGGAUAGAACGGCUGACUCCGGUAAGACAAGGGGUGGCGGUCUGUGUAAAUUUAUAAACAACAGCUGGUGCACAAAAUCAAAUACUAAGGAAGUCUCGAGGUUUUGCUCGCCUGAGGUAGAGUAUCUUAUGAUAAGCUGUAGACCACACUAUUUACUAAGAGAGUUUUCAUCUUAUGCCCUCCGUCGAACCAUCAAACAGGCAAAGAGUCAAUACAGGACUAAGAUUGAAUCGUACUACACCGGCUCUGACAGGGCUUGAAAACUAUUACAGACUACAAAGGGAAGCACAGCCGCGAGCUGCCCAGUGACAAAAGACUUCCAGACGAGCUAAACCACUUCUAUGCUCGCUUCGAGGCAAGCAACACUGAAGCAUGCAUGAGAGCACCAGCUGUUCCGGAUGAUUAUGUGAUCACGCUCUCCGUAGCCGAUGUGAGUAAGACUUUUAUGCAGGUCAACAUUCACAAGGGCGCAGGGCCAGAAGGAUUACCAGGACGUGUACUCCAAGCAUGUGCUGACCAACUGGCAAGUGUCUUCACUGACAUUUUCAAAAUGUUCUGACUGAGUCUGUAAUACCAACAUGUUUCAAACAGACCACCAUAGUCACUGUGCCCAAGGACACUAAGAACCUGCCUAAAUGACUACCGACCCGUAGCACUGACGUCUGUAGCCAUGAAGUGCUUUGAAAGGCUGGUCAUGGCUCACAUCAACACCAUUAUCCCAGAAACCCUAGACCCACUCCAAUUUGCAUACCGCCCCAACAGAUCCACAGAUGAUGCAAUCUCUAUUGCACUCCACACUGCCCUUUCCCACCUGGACAAGAGGAACACCUACGUGAGAAUGCUAUUCAUUGACUACAGCUUAGCAUUCAACACCAUAGUGCCCUCAAAGCUCAUCACUAAGCUAAGGAUCCUGGGACUAAACACCUCCCUCUGCAACUGGAUCCUGGACUUCCUGACGGGCCGCCCCUAGGCGGUAAGGGUAGGUAACAACACAUCUGCCACGCUGAUCCUCAACACGGGGGCCCCUCAGGGGUGCGUGCUCAGUCCCCUCCUGUACUCCCUGUUCACCCAUGACUGCAUGGCCAGGCACGACUCCAACACCAUCAUUAAGUUUGCCGACGACACAACAGUGGUAGGCCUGAUCACCGACAACGAUGAGACAGCCUAUAGGGAGGAGGUCAGAGACCUGGCCAUGUGGUGCCAGGAUAACAACCUCUCCCUCAACGUGACCAAGACAAAGGAGAUGAUUGUGGACUACAGGAAAAAGAGGACCGAGCACGCCCCCAUUCUCAUUGACGGGGCUGUAGUGGAACAGGUUGAGAGUUUAAAGUUCCUUGGUGUCCACAUCACCAACGAACUAUCAUGGUCCAAACACACCAAGACAGUCGUGAAGAGGGCACGACAAAGCCUAUUCCCCCUCAGGAGACUGAAAAGAUUUGGCAUGGGUCCUCAGAUCCUCAAAAAAUUAUACAGCUGCACCAUAGAGAGCAUCCUGACUGGUUGCAUCACCGCCUGGUAAGGCAACUGCUUGGCCUUUGACCGUAAGGCACUACAGAGGGUAGUGCGUACGGCCCAGUACAUCACUGGGGCCAAGCUUCCUGCCAUCCAGGACCUCUAUACCAGGCGGUGUCAGAAGAAGGCCCUCAAAAUUGUCAAAGACUCCAGCCACCCUAGUCAUAGACUGUUCUCUCUGCUACCGCACGGCAAGCGGUACCGGAGUGCCAAGUCUAGGUCCAAAAGACUUCUCAACAGCUUCUACCCCCAAACCAUAAGACUCCUAAACAGCUAAUCAUGGCUACCCGGACUAUUUGCACUGCCCCCACCCCAUCUUUUUACGCUGCUGCUACUCUGUUAAUUAUUUAUGCAUAGUCAUUUUAACUCUACCCACAUGUACAUAUUACUUCAACUACCUCAACUAGCCGGUGCCCCCGCACAUUGACUCUGCACCGGUACCCCCCUGUAUAUAUAGCCUCCCUACUGUUAUUUUAUUUUACUUCUGCUCUUUUUUUUCUCAACACUUUUUUUGUUUUAUUCUACUUUUUUUAUUAAAAAUAAAUGCACUGUUGGUUAAGGGCUGUAAGUAAGCAUUUCACUGUAAUGUCUGCACCUGUUGUAUUCGGCGCAUGUGGCCAAUAAAAUUUGAUUUGAUUUGUGCGCCGCCCUAUGGGACUCCCAAUCACGGCUGGUUGUGAUACAGCCUGGAAUGGAACCAGGGGGUCUGUAGUGACGCCUCAAACACUGAGAUGCAGUGCCUUAGACCGCUGCGCCACUCGGGAACCCACUUCCUCACUCCGCUUGAAUUUAUAGGUUAUAGGUAGAGUCAUUUACUGUCAAUACACUCUCCCAUAGGUUAUAGGUAGAGUCAUUUACUGUCAAUACACUCUCCUAUAGGUUAUAGGUAGUCAUUUACUGUCAAUACACUCUCCCAUAGGAUAUAGGUAGUAAUUUACUGUCAAUACACUCUCCCAUAGGUUAUAGGUAGAGUAAUUUACUGUCAAUACACUCUCCCUAUAGGUUAUAGGUAGAGUCAUUUACUGUCAAUACACUCUCCCAUAGGAUAUAGGUAGAGUCAUUUACUGUAAAACACUCUCCCAUAGGUUAUAGGUAGAGUAAUUUACUGUCAAUACACUCUCCCCCUAGGUUUAUAGGGAGUCAUUUACCUGUCAAUACACUCUACCCAUAGGUUAGGGUAGUCAUUUACUGUCAAUACACUUCCCUAUAGGUUAUACGGUAGAGUCAUUUACUGUCAUACACUCUCCCAUAGGGUAUGGUAGUCAGGUCACAUACACUCAAUAGGUUAUAGGUUCAUUUUACUGUCAAUACACUCUCCCAGGUAGAGUUUUAUAUUUGCCAUCCAUUCCCUACAUUUCCCCUGGGGGAAGGUCUGGUACUUUACCCUCGUAUUUCUGCACCUUUCCCCAUGCUCUCCGAUUGGGGGCAUAGUUUAUUUUCCUCACUCUGAAUAAAUGAAAGUCCAUCUCGUGAAAAGACUUAAAAUACUACUCAACUACUGCAUCAUCCCAGGUUAACCAACUCAAGCCUCUGGUUUGGUUAUGGGCAUUUUCUGUCUCCUUUUGGUUGAACACCAGCGUCAUUUAAUUGCUUAAUGACUGAUUCAGCUCUCUUAAUGGCCAGGUCUUAUGACUGAUUCAGCUCUCUUAAUGGCCAGGUCUUAUGACUGAUUCAGCUGUCUUCAUGGCCAGGUCUUAAUGACUGAUUCAGCUCUCUUCAUGGCCAGGUAUUCUGAUGUACUCUAGGGUAUUUGCUUUAAGGCUUGCGAAAGGAGAGAGCGAGAGAGAGGGUGAGAGAUGGAGAGAGAAAGAAAUUGCAGAUGCUCUUAGCCAUCCUUGAUAGCCCCUUGUUUCUGAUGACUUCCUGUAUGGUUCCUGGUUUAACACGCAUGGAUGCUUUGUUUGCGCACAUCAUCUGGUCAAUUUGCUUCAGCCCUUUGCUGAAUCAAGAUUAAGAUAACUUUAUUGGUCAUUUGCAUAUAAUGUCCAACUGAAAUUUGACUUCUGCUUUUAACCCAACCCCUCACAAAGAAACACAUACAAGUUUUGGAGAGGUGCCGGGGGGCUGCCACAAUGGGCGAUCAAGGCAUUUAGGAUUUGAUACCAGUAACCCUCCAGUUGCCAGCUCACUUCCUGCCAGAUUUUUCCCAUCAGACGCGGGAUUCUAACUGCCAACUCUCCGGUUGCUGGCUCAUCUCUCUAACCACUAGGCUACCUACCGCCUCAAUCAGGUCCACUUAACGUUUUAUGCUGCCUCUGUUAGGUACUGUAGCAUUUCACUCCUACAGUGAGGGAAACAUUUAUUUGAUCCCCUGCUGAUUUUGUACGUUUGCCCACUGACAAAGAAAUCAUCAGUCUAUAAUUUUAAUGGUAGGUUUAUUUGAACAGUGAGAGACAGAAUAACAACAAAAGAAUCCAGAAAAAUGCAUGUAAAGAAUGUUAGAAAUUGAUUUGCAUUUUAAUGAGGGAAAUAAGUAUUUGACCCCCUCUCAAUCAGAAAGAUUUCUGGCUCCCAGGUGUCUUUUAUACAGGUAACGAGCUGAGAUUAGGAGCACACUCUUAAAGGGAGUGCUCCUAAUCUCAGCUUGUUACCUGUAUAAAAGACACCUGUCCACAGAAGCAAUCAAUCAAUCAGAUUCCAAACUCUCCACCAUGGCCAAGACCAAAGAGCUCUCCAAGGACAAGAUUGUAGACCUACACAAGGCUGGAAUGGGCUACAAGACCAUCGCCAAGCAGCUUGGUGAGAAGGUGACAACAGUUGGUGCUAUUAUUCGCAAAUGGAAGAAACACAAAAGAACAGUCAAUCUCCCUCGGCCUGGGGCUCCAUGCAAGAUCUCACCUCGUGGAGUUGCAAUGAUCAUGAGAACGGUGAGGAAUCAGCCCAGAACUACACGGGAGGAUCUUGUCAAUGAUCUCAAGGCAGCUGGGACCAUAGUCACCAAGAAAACAAUUGGUAAUACACUACGCCGUGAAGGACUGAAAUCUUGCAGCGCCCGCAAGGUCCCCCUGCUCAAGAAAGCACAUAUACAGGCCCGUCUGAAGUUUGCCAAUGAACAUCUGAAUGAUUCAGAGGAGAACUGGGUGAAAAUGUUGUGGUCAGAUGAGACCAAAAUCGAGCUCUUUGGCAUCAACUCAACUUGCCGUGUUUGGAGGAGGAGGAAUGCUGCCUAUGACCCCAAGAACACCAUCCCCACCGUCAAACAUGGAGGUGGAAACAUUAUGCUUUGGGGGUGUUUUUCUGCCAAGGGGACAACUUCACUGCAUCAAAGGAACGAUGGAUGGAGCCAUGUACCGUCAAAUCUUGGGUGAGAACCUCCUUCCCUCAGCCAGGGCAUUGAAAAUGGGUCGUGGAUGGGGUAUUCCAGCAUGACAAUGACCCAAAACACACGGCCAAGGCAACAAAGGAGUGGCUCAAGAAGAAGCAUAUUAAGGUCCUGGAGUGGCCUAGCCAGUCUCCAGACCUUAAUCCCAUAGAAAAUCUGUGGAGGGAGCUGAAGGUUCGAGUUGCCAAACGUCAGCCUCGAAACCUUAAUGACUUGGAGAAGAUCUGCCUAGAGGAGUGGGACAAAAUCCCUCCUGAGAUGUGUGCAAACCUGGUGGCCAACUACAAGAAACGUCUGACCUCUGUGAUUGCCAACAAGGGUUUUGCCACCAAGUACUAAGUCCUGUUUUGCAGAGGGGUCAAAUACUUAUUUCCCUCAUUAAAAUGCAAAUCAAUUUCUAAUGUUUUUUACAUGCUACAUUUUUCUGGAUUGUUUUGUUAUUCUCUCUCACUGUUCAAAUAAACCUACCAUUAAAAUGACAGACUGAUCAUGUCUUUGUCAGUGGGCAAACGUGAAAGAAACAAAUGGGGUUAUGAAACGGGGGUGAGUUUGGCGAAAGCCUCGUAGCCAACACUGUACUGUACUCUCUACAUCCUGGACCCAUUUAGUACCGCACAGCAAACUGCUUCAUUUGACUAAUUUGUUUGUUCACGCACAGAAGAUUGGUUGUCAAACAUCGGUUUUAGAAUUGUUACUUUUUCACGGCUGUCUGCCAGGGUUGUCCGGAGAAAUAAUGUGCAAAGUUAGCUACGAGGCUUUCUGCAAACUCACCUCAGUUUAGUUAUGGUCAGACCCUCAGGAUAUACACAGAGUGUACCAAACAUUAGGAACAUCUUCCUAACAUUGAGUUGCACCCCCUUUGGCCCUCAGAACAGCCUCAAUUCGUCAGGGCAUGGACUACAAGGUGUAGAAAGCGUUCCACAGGGAUGCUCGCUCAUGUUGACUCCAAUACUUCCCACAGUUGUGUCAAGUUGGCUGGAUGUCCUUUGGACCAUUCUUGAUGCACAUGGGAAACUGUUGAGUGUGUGUGAAACCCAGCAGCGUUGCAGUUCUUGACACUCAAACUGGUGCGCCUGGCACCUACUACCAUACCCCGUUCAAAGGCACUUAAAUCUUUUGUCUUGCCCAUUCACCCUCUGAAUGACACACAUACACAAUCUGUCUCAAUUGUCUCAAGGCUUAAAAAUCCUUCUUUAACCUGUCUCCUUCCCUUCAUAUACACUGAUUUAAAGUGGAUUUAACAGGUGACAUCAAUAAGCAAUCAUAGCUUUCACCUGGCCAGUCUGUCAUGGAAAGAGCUCUUCUUAAUGUUUUGUAUACUCAGUGUAAAUCUAUGCUUUUUCUCUCAAACUAUUCACCAUCACUUUAAUUCAAUAGAAGAGCUCUCUUGCAGCACACUCACUGUUAUUGUUCUAUGCUCUUAACAUCAAACGGAUUGACUAAGUAGGAUGAAUGACUGCACUUAAAAAGGGAACCUAGACAGUGAACCUGUUCUUUUGGAGAAGACCCCAUCAUGGCAUGUGCUGUUUUAAAGAUGGAGACUAUUGACUGAUGAAGAGAGUCAAUGUAUCAACACCCUCUGUCUCCAGUGCUUUAUUGGCAACAACAAGUUGUCUGUUAUUUUAACCUGAUCUUCUAUCUUAACCUCUCUCUCAGUAUAUUCGACGCGGUGUACUCGCUCAUCAAGAACAAGAUCCACCGGCUGCCCGUCCUCGACCCGGUCAGCGGCAACGCACUUUAUAUCCUCACGCACAAGAGGAUCCUCAAGUUCCUCCAGCUCUUCGUAAGUAGGCCUAGCGCUGGGCUCUCAUAUAAAUACACACACUGUGGAUGGGAAUGUAAGAGCAUGCUGCCCCCUGUUGGAUUUCAAAAGAAUUAAAGAUUCAAUUUUUACAUUUUAAAUCAAAUCAAAAUCAAAUCAAAUCAAAUUGUAUUGGUCACAUGCGCCGAAUACAACAGGUGCAGACAUUACAGUGAAAUGCUUACUUACAGCCCUUAACCCCAGUGCAUUUAUUUUAAAAAAAAAAAAGUAAGAAUAAAACAACAACAAAAAAAAGUGUUGAGAGAAAAAAAGAGCAGAAGUAAAAUAAAGUGACAGUAGGGAGGCUAUAUAUACAGGGGGGUACCGUUGCAGAGUCAAUGUGCGGGGGGCACCGGCUAGUUGAGGUGGUUGAGGUAAUAUGUACAUGUGGGUAGAGUUAAAGUGACAUUUUAGUCAUUUAGCAGACGCUCUUAUCCAGAGCGACUAACAUGAGCAAUUAGGGUUAAGUACCUUGCUCAAGGGCACAUUGACAUAUGUUUCACCUAGACGGCUCGGGGAUUCAAACACUCUUAAUCGCUGGGCUACCUGCCGCCCCAUCUGACGAGAGCGGCAAAGGAAACGUACAAAGGCAGGGUGAUGAAAGGAUGAAGACAGAGCCUAGAGAGCUGUCCUUGGCUGAUUCAGUAGAGGAUUAGUUGAAUCUAUCUGAUUGCCUGGGACGACCACCUCGCCAGUCAAGAGGAGAGAGUGUGAUGACUAUACAAAGUAGUUACCCGUUUCAAAUCCAUUAAAUACAGGAGAUUAAUUUAAAUUAAUUUAAUCGGUUUGAGAGUUGGAGUCCAAUGAGGAUUCCUUGAAUUCCUGUGAACUGUAUUCCAUUUUGUUCGAUUUCCUGAAUUGACUGUGUUAACAGGGUAGCACUGUAGCAGUCUGCUGGCUAGAGAAGCAGUGUUGUCGAAAUGUAAGGUGUCUGACCUGUAGAAGUGAGUGUGAAAUGUAAACCACCUCUGGAUAAUGAAAUAGACAGCAGGAAAGACGUUUGGAAACAUGAACCCACUUGACCGAAGGACAUCCGUCUGUCCAGCGUUAGACGAAAUGAUAGACCAGAGGUGACUGCACACACAGGGACAGAUACUGACCGAAUAUAAGACGGACAGAGAGAAUAUGAGACAGAUUGGAAAAAAUACACACAUUCAUUAGUAAUAUGAGAAGGGCAUAUUGCAAGAAGGACAGAUAAACCGGACAGACCGACAUGGACAAUAUCAAAUGGGACAGGUACACUGCUAGAAAAAGACUGAGCUGACACACUACAUUAGACGGUCAAAUGGAGGUGAACCGUUUAGUUGAUACUCAAAUGUCUUGUCUCUCCUAUCUCUGGGUUGUGUUUAUUAGGGCACGCAACAAAAACUUUUGCAACAUUUCUGAACAGAAAAUGAGUGUUUCUCAUUGGCCAUGUCCAGGUAGUGCUGCCUGGUUUCAGUCUGUUUUCUAACGUUUCCCCCAAAAAAUCUCGCUUCUGAACAUAUCCUAGGUGUGUGAGAUGCCAAAGCCUGCCUUUAUGAAGCAGACCCUGGAGGAGCUGACCAUUGGCACCUACCACAACAUCGCCUUCAUCCACCCUGACACACCCAUCAUCAAGGCCCUCAACAUCUUUGUGGACCGGAGGGUGUCCGCACUACCAGUGGUGGACGAGUCGGGUAUGUGUGUGCAUCAGGCAGAGCAUAUGUCUGUGGUGUUGUAUGAUUUUUGUGAAGUUGGAUUCUGAAUCUCUUUGGUUUUGCUCUUUUCAGGGAAAGUUGUGGAUAUCUAUUCCAAGUUUGAUGUCAUUGUAAGUAAUCCCUUUUCUUAACACUUCAUGGAACACCCUUUGAAGAAGUUAACUAAUUUGUUGUUGACGAAUAUUCCUUAUCAUAAGUGUACGGUGAACAUUCAGAGAUGGACCAACUAGUUGUUUGUCUUCGCUGUGUGUAGAACCUUGCUGCUGAGAAGACCUACAACAACCUGGACAUCACAGUGACCCAGGCUCUGAGGCAUCGCUCGCAGUACUUUGAGGGCGUCAUGAAGUGCAACCGGCUCGAGACACUGGAGACCAUCGUGGACAGGAUAGUCAAAGCAGAGGUGAGAUUGACACACGCCCCUGACCUGACCUGAAAACCGUCUCCUGUCACAGCCUCAGACAUGGUAGCCUAAUAACAUAACAUCUCUCCUGUCCGUCUGACAUGGUAGCCUAAUAACAUAACAUCUCUCCUGUCAGUCUGACAUGGUAGCCUAAUAACAUAACAUCUCUCCUGUCAGUCUGACAUGGUAGCCUAAUAACAUAACAUCUCUCCUGUCGUCUGACAUGGUAGCCUAAUAACAUAACAUCUCUCCUGUCAGUCUGACAUGGUAGUCUGACAUGGUAGCCUAAUAACAUAACAUCUCUCCUGUCAGUCUGACAUGGUAGCCUAAUAACAUAACAUCUCUCCUGUCAGUCUGACAUGGUAGCCUAAUAACAUAACAUCUCUCCUGUCAGUCUGACAUGGUAGCCUAAUAACAUAACAUCUCUCCGGUCAGUCUGACAUGGUAGCCUAAUAACAUAACAUCUCUCCGGUCAGUCUGACAUGGUAGCCUAAUAACAUAACAUCUCUCCUGUCAGUCUGACAUGGUAGCCUAAUAACAUAACAUCUCUCCUGUCAGUCAGACAUGGUAGCCUAAUAACAUAACAUAUCUCCUGUCAGUCUGACAUGGUAGCCUAAUAACAUAACAUCUCUCCUGUCAGUCUGACAUGGUAGCCUAAUAACAUAACAUCUCUCCUGUCAGUCUGACAUGGUAGCCUAAUAACAUAACAUCUCUCCUGUCAGUCUGACAUGGUAGCCUAAUAACAUAACAUCUCUCCGGUCAGUCUGACAUGGUAGCCUAAUAACAUAACAUAUCUCCUGUCAGUCUGACAUGGUAGCCUAAUAACAUAACAUCUCUCCUGUCAGUCUGACAUGGUAGCCUAAUAACAUAACAUCUCUCCUGUCAGUCAGACAUGGUAGCCUAAUAACAUAACAUCUCUCCGGUCAGUCAGACAUGGUAGCCUAAUAACAUAACAUCUCUCCGGUCAGUCUGACAUGGUAGCCUAAUAACAUAACAUCUCUCCUGUCAGUCUGACAUGGUAGCCUAAUAACAUAACAUCUCUCCGGUCAGUCUGACAUGGUAGCCUAAUAACAUAACAUCUCUCCUGUCAGUCUGACAUGGUAGCCUAAUAACAUAACAUCUCUCCUGUCAGUCUGACAUGGUAGCCUAAUAACAUAACAUCUCUCCUGUCCGUCUGACAUGGUAGCCUAAUAACAUAACAUCUCUCCUGUCAGUCUGACAUGGUAGCCUAAUAACAUAACAUCUCUCCUGUCAGUCUGACAUGGUAGCCUAAUAACAUAACAUCUCUCCGUCAGUCUGACAUGGUAGCCUAAUAACAUAACAUCUCUCCGUCAGUCUGACAUGGUAAGCCUAAUAACAUAACAUCUCUCCUGUCAGUCUGACAUGGUAGCCUAAUAACAUAACAUCUCUCCUGUCAGUCUGACAUGGUAGCCUAAUAACAUAACAUCUCUCCUGUCAGUCUGACAUGGUAGCCUAAUAACAUAACAUCUCUCCUGUCAGUCUGACAUGGUAGCCUAAUAACAUAACAUCUCUCCUGUCAGUCUGGACAUGGUAGCCUAAUAACAUAACAUCUCUCCUGUCAGUCUGACAUGGUAGCCUAAUAACAUAAACAUCUCUCCUGUCAGUCUGACAUGGUAGCCUAAUACAUAACAUCUCUCCUGUCAUUCUGACAUGGGUAGCCUAAUAACAUAACAUCUCUCCUGUCAGUCUGACCAUGGGUAGCCUAAUACCAUAACAUCUCUCCCUGUCAGUCUGACAUGGUAGCCUAACUAACAUAACUCUCCCUGUCAGUCAGACAUGGUAGCCUAAUAACAUAACAUCUCUCCUUCAGUCGGACAUGGGUAGCCUAAUAACAUAACAUCUCUCCGUCAGUCUGACAUGGUAGCCUAAUAACAUAACCCCCCUCCUCCUCCUUUCACCCCUCUUCCUCCUUUCACCCCUCUCUCCUCCUCUCUCAUCCCCAGGUCCACAGGCUGGUGGUGGUGGGGGAGAAUGCCCGCAUCGUGGGCAUCGUGUCCCUGUCGGACAUCCUGCAGGCCCUGGUGCUCACCCCUGCAGGUAUAAACGCUGAGCAUUCCUCCUAAACGUAUUUGAAAGUAUUUUAGUUAUAUAUUUAACCAAGGUCUAGUCUGGGUUGACCGAGGCUCUUAACUUGCUGUGGAGUGUGACUGGGAUUUCCCUCUGGGAUACUGAAGCAUGCUGGAUGAAGGGACUGACAAGGGGACCACUCUAUGUGGAAUACACAGGGUUUGCUUGCUUCAACAUAAGCAAGCUUGUGUGUUUUUAGUAUGGUUUGUGGCUAAGGGUGUCUUUCUGUUGUAUUCAAAUAUAUGUUCUAGCAUGAGUGACAAUGUUCCUUGUGUGUGCCAUGUCAUGAAGGCUGAUAAUGAGUAGCAGGCCCUUCUAUUUAUCCUGACACUCUCCAUGCAUCCAUGCCCACCCUCUCCUCUCCUCUUAUCUCCUCCUUGAUGGAUUGCUUCUCUACCACUUCCCGCCUCCAUUCAUUCCUCUUUCCCGCCUCCAUUCAUUCCUCUUCCUCUCCUCCAUUCAUUCCUCUUGCCCUCCUCUCCAUUCCGCUUUCCCUCCUCCAUUCAUUCCUCUUUCUCUCCUCUCCUCUUUCCCUCCUCUCCUCCAUUCCUCUCUCUCCUCCAUUCCUCUCUCUCCUCCUCCUCCAUUCCUCUUUCCCUCCUCUCCUCCAUUCCUCUUUCCCUCCUCUCCUCCAUUCCUCUUUCCCUCCUCCCCUCCAUUCUGCUUUCCCUCCUCCCCUCCAUUCCGCUUUCCCUCCUCCCCUCCAUUCCGCUUUCCCUCCUCCCAUCCAUUCCGCUUUCCCUCCUCCCCUCCAUUCCGCUUUCCCUCCUCCAUUCAUUUCUCUUUCUCUCCUCUCCUCUUUCCCUCCUCUCCUCCAUUCCUCUCUCUCCUCCAUUCAUUCCUUUCUCUCCUCCCCUCCAUUCCGCUUUCCCUCCUCCCCUCCAUUCCGCUUUCCCUCCUCCCCUCCAUACCUCUUUCCCUCCUCUUUUCCCUCCUCCCCUCCAUACCUCUUUCCCUCCUCUUUUCCCUCCUCCCCUCCAUACCUCUCUCCCUCCUCCAUUCCUCUUUCCCUCCUCUCCUCCAUUCCUCUUUCCCUCCUCUCCUCCAUUCCUCUUCCUCUCCUCUCUUCCAUUCUUCGUUCCCUCCUCCCCUCCAUUCCUCGUUCCCUCCUCCCCUCCAUUCCUCGUUCCCCCAUCCUCCCCAUCCAUUCCUCGUUCCCCUCCUCCCCUCCAUUCCUCGUUCCCUCCUCCCCUCCAUUCCUCUUUCCCUCCUCUCCUCCAUUCUUCUUUCCCUCCUCCCCUCCAUUCCUCGUUCCCUCCUCUCCUCCAUUCCUCUUUCCCUCCUGUCCUCCAUUCCUCUUUCCCUCCACCAUUCCUCUUUCCCUCCUCCAUUCCUAUUUCCCUCCUUUCCUCCAUUCCUAUUUCCCUCCUCUCCUCCAUUCCUCUUUCCCUCCUCCCCUCCAGACCCACUGUCUGAUCCCAGCCUCUAUCCAUCAGAGAGGCUCUCUCUCAUCUCUACAUGUCAACACAUUUCCCCCCUGCUAUAACCAUCCAGAAUUGGUUUAAAUAGUAAUUUUCUUUCAAAUAUUUCAGCUUUGCUUGAUUGAGUUUGCCUGGCGCACUUCAGACAGGCUUAAAACACUCAAAGCAUUUCUUUCAACACAGACUCUACACCUUCAGUUCGUUCAUAUGUAAGAUGUUUUAUUUGGAGAAGACAUACCGUCUCAUUGGUAUUAUUGUGAGAGCUCACCAUGUAUCAGUACAUUUCCUUGUGAUUCAUCUCGAAUGUCAGGAAGGAACAUCCCAUGUUGCGGAGGUCCUAAGUUGCUUGUCAGAUGAGCCACAUCACCGGAGGUCUAGAAUCUUCCACAAAGCAGAAUUAUCUCACUCUCCAUACAACUAUUACAUUUUAUGUCUCUUUUUCACACGACUAAAGUUGGCUAAGGAACACCAGAGUGCCAAGGAUUAUCAAUACUGAUAUCAAUACUGCUGUGGCCCAUCUCUAAGUAAACCUUGUCAGAAAAGCCACACACCUGGACUGGUCCAAUAAGAAAUGCUCAUUUUCAUUAUCUGUUGCAAAACAUUUGAAAACCCUUUUCUGUUGUGUUCCCAACCCCAGUUUUCAGCCUGUCAGAGAGAUGAGGGAGUUGUGCAGGCGUUGGGUUGAUUACUGUGUAUCUAGAUGUAGAACACUGCAUAUUAAUGAUCUGCUUGAGGAAGUGUGGUGAAUAUUAACACGCAUCGUUUUAAAACAGAAAUGCAAGACCUCACAUUUCUGAGGUUAAGACAAUUGUGUAAUACAUUUUAUAUAAGAACACACACAGAGAUGCCACCAACAAACAAACAGGCGGCCUCUCCUGAGCAGCAGCAGUAAUUGAAUCACAAAUAUUUUGACUUGGAUAGAGACAUGAUGUGAGAUCACAGCCAUUUACGGCCAAAUAGAUUUAGCCUCAUGCUUUAAUUUAGAUUAUCUUAUCUAAAUGCAUUAAUCAGGAAACCCAGGUCUUAAGUUAGAAUGGGUAUGCAGCUAAUUAGACUUAAUGAGAACAGAACUAGAUUUCCACUGCUAACUGGUCAUUUACACAUCUCUGAAUGCAGCUGCAUGAGGAUGGUCAAGAGCCCCUGAGACACGUCCAUACUAACCCAACUCCUCUGGCUCUUUCUCUCUCCAGGCAUCGGCAGGAAGAGCAGCCAACCACAAUCAAAAGCGGAGGUAGAGACUGAGGCUCCACCAUAAAUAUUGGUAGAAGUAGAGACUGAGGCUCCACCAUAAAUAUUGGUAGAGACCGAGGCUCCACCAUAAAUAUUGGUAGAGGUAGAGACCGAGGCUCCACCAUAAAUAUUGGUAGAGGUAGAGACUGAGGCCCACCCCCCUCCCCCCGUGAUAGGGGAGACAUGGUCACAUAGGUGACUGACUCGGGCUGAUCAACCAGGGAUCAUUUUACUAGAGGGUCUGGGGAGGCGGCUGUGCCUCCUCUUCUCCCCCCCCCCCCCCCCUCGUCCUCCCUUUUCUGAAGAUUGUGCACCAUCACUCCCCUCUACUUUUACCCCCAGGAUGUUCCAGAAAUAACCCCUAGCCCCUACCCCCUUGUUUAGACUUGACAGGAGUGGAAAGGUAUUAGCAAUAUGGAUAAUAUUCCACCUAGGCCCUCGAGGUGGUUUGAGUUAUUAUAAGCUUAUUUUUAGUUUCAGGGUAUUUAUUUUCCAUCUUUAUCAUGAUCGUGUCUGCUCUCCUUCAGGGAAAGAGUAUUGAGUUGUUUUUUUCUUUAUUUGCACAAGGUUUUGUGAACAGAACCAAGGGAUGUCGGUGGCUCUCCGAAAACUAUACCAAUCCCCCCCUGCAACUUAUGAUGUCCCUGUGACAGUGGGCGGAGCUGGCUGUCCUGCCUUUAACUUCAUUGGUGCCUUUCGAGAGAGAGAUUUUUGAAAAAGUAUUUUUGAAAGAGAGGUGAUGAUAUGAUGACUUUGUUGUUCAAUGCAAUUCAAGAAGCAGCGGCUGCCUGUAUACAGUAUAUCCUAAAUGUAUCUAUACUUCUCCAGUUACUUGGAGGCAUGCAAGAUAUAUCUUGUACUGUGGAUCAAUCAUACUGUAAAUAUAGAGAAACCUUUGUACUGAGGAAACUUUAAAUGCCAGAGAAAGGACAGUUAUUUUUCUGUUUAGUCAAUACUGUAAGAUCAUAUUCUUUGUAAUAUUUACUGCUUUUCUUGUCAUUCAGGUUGUGGAGUAUAUUGUUGAUAGUCUCAGUUAAGUGGUUUAUUCAUUGAAAAUGAACAGCAUGAGUACGACAUAAUAUAUGUUGUAGAUUUCUGUUAUUUAAUUUUUUAUUUUGCGGUUUAAAAAAGUAAUAAAACAUAC